AUGAGACAGGUGUUAAAAGGAGACCUGCUAGAAACUCAGUCUGAGCUGGGUAUCCUGCGUCAAAGACUUACAGACGUGGAGUCCAAGGAUGGAGCCAGGGUAAAGGGUGCAGACCGCUCAAAACGAGAUCCAGGACCUCGCUCAACAAGUCCAAAAACUUACCAGGACUGUGACGGUGAUGAAAUCACGGUAUAGAAGGAAGAAUAUCCACCGAGAUUGCAGACCCCGAGAUUGUCACUUCGGCAUUCCGGAUCCUCAAAGCCAUGUCUGCGCAAGCUGAAGAACCAAGAGACAUCAUCGCAGUGAUGAAAGACAUUGCAGAGUGGUCUGCUAUAAUGUCCUGCUCAAGAGAGCUUGGUAGUGUCCAAAUUGAGGACCACACUGUAGCAAUCUAUGGAAAUCUCCCAUUUGCUGUGCUGGCGGCAAAGAGGCAGCUAGCACCAGUCGCAUGACGGCUGUGGGAGGCAGUAAUUAAGUAGAGGUGGGGGUUGGACAGAUCACUAAUGGUUCAGCAGGGAAAUGAAACACUCACCUUACACUCCACUGGGGACCAGGCGACCUUUCUUCAGCGCCUACACUUGCCAGACACAGACUCAAAGUGGGCCCAUAAAGGAAGGACCAGCGCAAAACACUGACUCAAAAUACACCUCAGGCACAUGUAGUAGUAGUACUGACUAUCCCAAGCCCGCUUCCAUUAGUAACGCCACAGGAGGUUUUUACAUUUGUUUAAUACAACACGUGUCACGCUAGCUAGGGAGAACAUAGUAAUUCUUCACUAGGUGCUCUACUUUGUGUUUUACUCCUUUUUGUGGUUUGCUUUACGUUCCUUAGUUUCAAUAUCAGUUUCUUUUUAUUUACCAUUUAAUGGAGUGAUGUAAUCAUACCCAGGAGCAGAUUACACUUGUUUAUGACAGCUGAUGCCACAGGUCUUUCAAAUAAGGCACACCCUCAUGUAGUGCUUAAAGUUGCUGUAAUUAAUAGAUUGCCUCAUGUAUGACUUUGUAAAAUCAUUGCUUUACCAUCUUCUUACUCUCAUACUACAAUACAGUUGUGUUUUGUGCGUGCAAAAUCCAAUAAUAUACAAACUGGAAAAAAAAUAUGAGACAAUUACAAAAUGAUACAGGAACAAUAGGUAGAUGAGGACCCAGCUCAAACAAGCUUACAGUCUAGAGGAGUGGAUUAUAAAGACACAGUAGGAAUGGCAUCCAAGGGGACAGCAAACAAGGUGGAAAAGUAUCAGAACUGUUGCGAGUGGAGUUUAGCUUUUUAGGAGAGAACAAGAGAGAGAUAUGUGACAUAGAUGUUACUCUGGCAACUCAUAAGCAUUUCAGAACAGAUGUGUUUUGAGGGACUUCUUAAGUGAUUGAAGGCUUGGAGAGAGUCUGAUGGGGCAGACAGACUGUUCCAAAGGAAAGCAACUGCCCAUGAAAAGUCCCGCAAGUGCAAAUUGGCAGUAAGGGUGCGAGCAGCUCACAGGAGAAUAUCACAGGCUGAGCUGAGAGACAGAGAAGGGGCAUACCUACGAAUCAGUGAAGAAAUGUAAUAGGGGCAAGAGGUGUUUAGAAGUUUAUAGGUAAGGGUUAAUAUUUUAAAUUGACUACCUACCAAGAAGCCAGUGUAAGGAUCGACAGACCAACUAGAAAAGAAUUACAGUAAUCCAUGCAACAGAUUACCAGAGCAUGAACAAGCUCUUUGGCAGCAUCCUGCGUAUGCGGGCAAUGUUUUUAAGGUAGAAUGACAAUGCUAGAUCAUUACACAAUUAUAUAUUACUCUUGAAGUAUUAUAACUAUAGAAAAUAGUUUCUAAUCUUAAAAUGAAAAUUAUAGUUAAUCAGUGCAAAUGUGCACAUAAAGCAUGUGUUAAACUGAGUAUAUAUACAUUUUUAUUAAUUAUAUGCUUUUCUCUUCUUCAGAUUUUAAUCCCCAUUUCUCUAUAUGUCUCUAUUGAAUUAGUAAAGUUGGGUCAAAUUUUCUUUGUGCAUAAUGACCUUGAUUUAUAUGAUGAAGAUAUUGACCUACCUGUUCAGUGCCGGGCACUAAACAUCACAGAGGAUCUUGGACAAAUUCAGUAUAUCUUCUCAGACAAAACAGGAACAUUGACUGAAAAUAAAAUGGUAUUUCGAAGGUGUACCAUUGUAGGGAAUGAGUUUUCUCAUCAAGAAAAUGGUAAGUGCCAAAAAAGCAUACAGUACUUGAUGCAGAUAUAUGGCUGUAUUUAGUAAACAGAUAUCUAAUAUGGCUUGUAAAAAGUAGCUAUUUACAUAGGUUACUAGGGUAGUCAUUAGGCAAGUUAUCAAUGGAGUCUGUGUAUUUAAAGCACAUUAGUCCCCUUAUCUAGUUUUCAUAAAUAUAUUUAUCAUUACAGAUGAUGAUUUUUGUUACAAAAUAUAAACCAGAAGAUGCACUGCACUGUCAUGUUUUCCUUCCUCCCUGUGACUGAUGAUUAUGCUUCCCUUAUUGUCACUUGCCUUUUUGGAUAUAUCUAUUAUCUUUUCUUCCUGUAUCUUGUCCUCAAACUCUGGGUGCUGUCAUUUUGUAUUCCUUUGUGUGUACUGCUUUUACUGAUUAUGGUUAUAUUAAAUUGUCAGCUGAAGCAGAAAAUAGCUGAAGCUACAACCAUUGUCAGGUUUUGCCAAUUUGAAUGUCAUACUUAAGUAAAAGAAAAAUGUUUCCACAUUCAAACCUUUUCCUUAUGUUUUUUUUUUUUUUUAAAGUAGCAAAAAUAAAAUGAAAUUGAGACACUGGGAGCUGUAUAGUAGCAGAUAUAUUAGAUAUAUUUGGUGACAGAUAAGCUUUAUCUCUUCUUCUCAUACUUACAUCUAUGGGGAAAUUGCUAUCCAGUUACUUAAGAAAUGCUUAUCUAUUUUAAAGCAAUCUAAUCCUCAGAAAGAGAAAGAAGAAAUCUGUGGAAAGAAACUAGAUGUGCUGCUCUAAAAAUGAAUAAAUAUUGGAAUUUGUGAGACCCCAUGAUUUAAUUAGAGAUAGAUUAUAGGCUCUUUCACAUUAAGAAAAACAGUUGGAUUUCUCUAACAUUAAUAAAUUAUUAAAACAGACAGAUGGGUAAGCGCUUCUACAGUUUGAUGGAAGAAGAAUUUGUGGGCAGCAACACAACCUCACCAGGAGUCUAUAUCUGUCCACAAAUGUAAAUAACAUGCAAGAAGGAUGGGUGUUAAACCUUGGAAUGUCAGAGAGGAUAUGGAAAAUAAAAAAAUAAAUCAAAAGCGUGAUACGUUUAGAUAAUAGAGUUAUCUAAAUUUGGUAAAGGUGCUUACACUCUUUAGAGCUUUGUAUGGGCCUGAGCAUUACCGCCUAGGUCGCCCUUUCCAGUUGUGAUCAGCUCCAGAGUGACUAUAACUUCUUGCACAGGUUAUCACGGUAUCACCCAAACACUAGUCGAGACUUAGUGAAGGGUGAAGAAGACUGGUUUUAUUAUGGCCAGAUGACCCAUUUAUAUACACAGCAAGGGUACAGGAAACCACGCCCAGAACACUCCCACAACCUGCCCACGAAUCUCUUGUGUCAGCAAGACUAAGCAUAAAAAUAUAAAACAUCAAAAACACAUAUAAAACAUAGGAACCCCCACAUGCCAUACAUCCCCAGAAAGGUCUUCCUAGGGUGCACAUUGUGUCCUAAAAGCGAUCCGGCACAGAGUUCCAGCAGGCUGAAUAAGAUUUCCCAGUCAUGUCCACUAUACCUCAAUGGCUAGGGAAGGCUGUUAGCAAGACGUCGAUUGGGUGUCCCGUCACAGUUAGUAAUAGUGGUAAAAGUUUAAUUUGGAACACUGCAGCUUUAAAGAACCAAACCCAAAUCCACCCCUGCAACAAGAAGGCCAUUUAAUUUGGAACACUGCAGCUUUAAAUAACCAACCCCAAAUCUAUCCCUGCAACAAUAAGGUCAUUUAAUUUGAAACACUGCAGCUUUAAAGAUCCAAACCCAAAUCCAUCCCUGCAACAAGAAGAUCAUUUAAUUUGGAGCACUACAGCUUUAAAGAACCAAACCCAAAUCCCCUGCCCCUCUAUUCAGCCCCUGUCCCUUUCCUCAGCCCCUGUCCUCCUACUCAGCCCCUGUUUCCCACUCAGCCCCUGUCCCCUUGCUCAGCUCCUAUCCCCCUUGCUCAGCUCCUGUCCCCCUUCCUCAGCCCCUGUCACCCUUCCUCAGCCCCGGUCCCCCUUCCUCAGCCACUGCCCCCCUCCUCAGCCCCUGUCUACCUUCUCAGCCCCGUCCUUUUCUUCAGCCUUGUCCCUUUCCUCGGCCCCUGUCCUUUUACUCAGCCCCUGUCCCUUUACUCAGCCCCUGUCCCCUUGCUCAGUCCCUGUCCCCCUUCCUCAGCCUCUGUCCCCUUGCUCAGCCCAUGCCCCCCCCCUCAGCCCUAUGUCCCCCCCCCCACCAGUGCGCUGAGGGAAGAAAAGUGCUCGGUGGAUGAAAGAGACAUGCAAAAAGAAUGGGGGGGGGAGACACACAAAGGGACUGGGGAAGAAAUACACAAGGGGGCGUAUAAGAGACACACAAGAUGGUAUAAGACAUAUUAACCCCUUAAGGACACAUGACAUGUGUGACAUGUCAUGAUUCCCUUUUAUUCCAGACGUUUGGUCCUUAAGGGUAUAAGGGGGGAUAAAAUACACUAAAGGUGGUAAGAAAAUCAAAAGGGGGGUUACAAGACACACAGGUGAAGAUGCAUUUUUUAAAGGGGGGUGGCAAAAUGCAUCUUUGCCUGUCUAGCCAAAAAUCCUUGCACUGGCUCUUUUUGGAACACUGCAGCUUUAAAAAACCAAACCCAAAUCUAUCCCUGUUACAAGAAGGCAAUUUAAUUUCACUUGGUUGUGUGUGUGUGUGUGUGAGGGGUCAGUGUGUGUGAGGGGGGCAGUCAGUGUUUUUGUGAGGGGUAUAGUGUGUAUAAGGGGUGUAGUGUGUGUGAGUGUGAAGGGAGUAGUGCAUGUGCAAAAGGGCAGUGCAUGUGUGAGGGGAGCAUCUGUGUGUGUGUGAGGAGGCAAUUAAUGUGAUGAAGCAGUCUGUGUGUGUGUGUGUGUGAGGGGGGCAGGCUGUGUAAGUGUGUCAGGGGGGAGUGUGUGUGUGUGAGGGGUUUAGUGUGUGUGAGGGGAGCAGUGUGUGCGUGGGAGGGGUGUAGUGUGUGUAAGAGGUGUAGUGUGUGUUUGUGUGUGAAGGGUGCAUAGGAUCUAUGCUUUGUGUAGGUGAGUGAGAUGUGAAAAUCUAUCGUAACCUCUCCCUUCUUCUUACCUUGUAUAUCUUGUAUAGACAUAAGACUGCAGGCCCUGGUGGUCCAGUGGUGGCAUUUUCACUUUACCCUGCAGCUCCUCCGGCUGCAGGCUGACUCUCCAGUCCUCCUGCGAGCACAGUAAUGAAGUGUUGCCAUGGUAAUAUGCAGCAAUGCUCUGAGCAGCCUGCUCGCGGGAGGAACACAGCACCUCCCAGGUCCUUCCGUCCCUCUGCUGGAACUAAGUGCCAGUGGGCUGGUGAGUUAUUUCCUCACCAGCCUGAGAGGCUUUACAGCAAGGCUACCUCUGCAUGGGCCGCAAGGGGAGAUGAAAGCCAUUGAGGCACACUGGACAUUUUCGGCAGAACCCACCACCACCCACCUGAAAUCCCAAACUGCAGUCAGCAAUAGGGACCAGGUUGACUGCCCCUAGUGUGCACAAUAUAUGUUUUUGUAUUUGUUUUAUAAAAUAUCCUAGAAUGGGGAUUGUACCACUCCACACUAUUACAGUGGAGCCACAGUCUACUGAAAUAUACAUGUGUGCAUUAUACUUAUAUUAUAAUUACCAUCUACUAUUACUAGCAAUGUACAAUAAAGAGGAAUUUUGUGUUUACUUCCAUCUCAUAUGCUGUUAAAUAUACCAAUUAUAAGAAGAGAAGCUCCCUCAUAUCCUCAAGUGGGGAUUAUACCUUUUACAACAGGCUAUAAGAGCUGAUACACAGCUCUAAAGAGUUUAAUUGCACAGGUGGCACGCCAGGCCCUCUCUGUUGGCACGCGGCCAUGGGUCGCCGGGAGAGGGGGCCGCUGGCUGUCUGCAGAGUAGGCACCUGUCUGCCCGAAACGGCAGGCGCCUACUCUGCUUCCGGGUCGGGAGGCAGGGGGAGGGCUCUAGGAAGCAGCUCUCUUAUCCUCCUGCGAGCAAGCUGUGUGGAGCGUUGCCGCGCAUUACCAUGGCAACACUCCACACAGCACCAUGGCAACACUCCACACAGAGGAUGCUUCCUAAAAUACUUACCACCACCAGACCACCAGGGAUGGCUUUGUCCCCCCUCCUUCACCAAAGGUAAGAGGAAGGGAGAGGGGAUACAGAAUUAAUAUAACUUUUUUUAAAUGUAUCUUUACCCCUACCCCACACAGCACAGCACCCUACCCCCCGACACAGCACCCCUACCCCCCGACACAGCACCCCUCCCCAACAGCACCCCCUGCAGCCAACAACACCCCUACCCCCCACAGAACCCCUACCCCCAGAGCACACCCCUACCCCCCACAGCACCCCUACCCCCAGAGCACCCCUCCCCAGCACACCUACCACAGAACCCCUACCACAGAACCCCUACCCCCUACCCCCAGAGCACCGUGCCCCCCAGAGCACCACUCUUACACAGCACCCCUCCCUCCACAGCCACCCUACCCCCACAGCACCCCUACCCCCAAGCACAGCCCUACCCCACACAACCCCUACCCCCACAGCACCCCUACCCCAAGCACAGCACCCCCUACCCCCUACCCCCACAGCAGCCCCCCACACAGCACAGCACACCCCUACCCCCACACAGCACAUCACCCCUACCCCACACAGCACAUCACCCCUACCCCCCACACACACAGCACCCCUACCUGUUUUGGAUCAAAGAAAACUUUGAUAAUUUGUCUAUCUACACCUUCCAAAUUGAUUGAUUAAUGCGUGCACGCUUUCCCUCGAAGUAAUUCACACUGGAGACAACGUUUCUGAUCAGUGAAAAACCAAGGAAUGCUUUAUUCCCCGGAGUGGGGGCUCCUUCUUAAAGCAAAAAUACGUCACAGUUUAAACAUACAGUAUACAUUCUACAAUUGGUUAACAGUCUAAGGGCUCUUGUCUAAACCCCCCCCUUACAGGAUGUAGUGUCAUCAUUACAGACUUCUCCCGCCUAUAUUGGAUACACGAUGGAAGGGGGAGUGAGUAGUUUCUUUCAGUUACUUUAACAGUGAUUCUCCAUUUUGUUACACGUGGCAUAUAGCUGUUAACUGGCACAAAGGAAGUGGGGGAGGAGUUCGUAAAGGAAGCUGUUAACACAGGAAUUUUGCUUACACAAGGUUUGCUUGAUGGGAAGGGGGAUGCUUAGCAGGAUGAAGAAUUUACAUAGGAAACAGCAACUGAACACUUUGUAGGGGGGAAGGGAAUAUUUACUCUAGAAGCCAGUUUUAACAUAGUGAACACAGAAUAAAUAGACAUUAGUAAAUAGCCAUUGUAUUUUAAUUCAUCUGUCCAUAACACUACCCACCACACAUACAGCACCCCCACACACAGUACCCCCCCACACACACACAGCACCCCUCAGACACACACACAGCACUCCACACCCUUACACACAAACACAUACACUACAACCCUCAAUGCAGUAUGCAUGUGUGUAUUCAGCAGUCUGUAUGUGUAUGUAUUCAGCAGACUGUGUGUACUCAGCAGUCUGUGUGUGUGUAUUCAGCAGUCUGUGUGUGUAUAUUCAGCAGUCUCUGUGUGUGUGUACUCAGCAGUCUGUGAGUGUGUGUACUCAGCAGUGUGUGUGUAUUCAGCAGUCUGUGUGUGUGCAUGUGUAUGUAUUCAGCAGAUUGUGUGUAUGUACUCAGCAGUCUGUGAGUGUGUAUACUCAGCAGUCUGUGUGUGUUUAUACUAAGCAGUGUAUGUAUUCAGCAGACUGUGUGUGUGUAUUCAGCAGUGUAUGUAUUCAGCAGUCUGUGUGUGUGUGUGUGUGUAUUCAGCAGUCUGUGUGUGUAUUCAGCAGCCUGUAUGUGUAUUCAGCAGACUGUGUGUAUUCAGCAGUCUGUGUGUACUCAGCAGUCUUUGUGUGUGUAUUCAGCAGUCUGUGUGUGUGUAUGCAGCAGUCUGUGUGGGUGUAUUCAGCAGUCUGUGUGUGUGUGUGUGUGUAUUCAGCAGUCUGUGUGUGUGUGUGUGUGUGUACACAGAGGGUGUCCAACAGGCCCUUAAUGUUUGAUGUUUAAUCCCUGGCCAAGCAGAUUAGGGCCUGUUUGGCCUGUGAGCUGUGAUAGUAAAUUCCAUGAUUUUUUAUUGACUUCCACAGAUAACUCAUUUAGGCUUCAAUUUAAUAUUUUGGAUUUUUUUUUUCCUUCUAAUUAUUUAAUAGUUUUUUUUUAUCAACUUUUAAAAUGAUUUAAUAUUUUCAUCACCAAUCUAGUAAAUCAGCCUUAUGCCUUAUGCAUUAACCCUAUGUACUUAAAGGAACGGUACAGCGUUAGGAAUACAACAAGUAUUCCUAACCCUAUAGUGUUUCUCUUCUCUAUUUAGUUUCUGCUCCUCCCAAACUAAAUUUGGAAAAAAUGGGAUGUAGCGGAGUAGCAGGGGUUAAUCCAAUAGCUCUCCGCUUGGAAGAAAGAUUCAGCAUACAAAAUCACAGGAACACAGCAUAAUCCACCUCCCCAAGGACUAGACGACACAUAGUCAGGGAGUCAACUGAGGUCUUUAUUCACAGGUCUGCUUUUAUGCAUUUUUCCCAUGCAAGGGAGGUAACUUUCAUAAUUACUACAGUAACCAAUCACACAGUGGUCACCUCCCCUACAUCCCCUCCCCUUAGAUUAACAGUUAACAUCAUUAAUAUGCACACAGUUUUCCCCAAUUUGUGGAUGUCCCCUAAAUACAGGGGGUACACAGUUGAAUAAGGGGUCCCCUGGUAGCCCUGAUCUGGGUGAGCAACAUACUCAAAAUUCACCCAGAUCGGACCAGGGGUUCGGGAGUUAUGGCAGGCGAAAGAUUUGACCGACCGCACGGGCACGGGUCAGUCUCUUCUUGUGAAUCAAAAGUCCCGAAAGUCUAUGGCAUCCAGGCUUCAUUUAGCGUUUGGAUCAAUCCCCUCGUUCGUGGGAUUCCACAUACCGAAUGCUGGGGUGUUCACGUGGUUGGUUUGUGCCUUUUGAGCGUGCUGGAGGUCUUAGCGGUACUUGGUUAGUCGAAUGCCCGAUUUGAGUUCCAGGUGUUCGACGACCAAGUACCGCUGUUCGUGCGGAAGAUGGCCGCCGCCACGUGUUUGGUAGGCGAAAUGGCGGCCGCACACAAACUCGCAAUCAGCACGCUUUGCAACAUUGUUGCUUUUGCUAAUAAGAGGCACACGACCACACCGGGGUGGUCCCUCGUUUGGUAGUUUAAGAUAGUUCACAUAAACAAUAGUGCAGUCCAUUCGUGAACCGAGUCUCUGAUGAUUCCUGCCUUUACACACAUACGGCCAUUAUAAUCCCAGCGUUCAUUCGCAUAGAAAAGUCAGUAUCUUAGUGGCAUGGUUUGCCACAAUGCUCCCCCACAACCAAGCCGGCAUACACAGUCUGAUCCCAACGGAUCGGCUUGGGGAUGUCCGGAGGAGUGCUCACAGAUCAUUUUUCCAACUCGGUCUGUCGUGACAACCCGUCGGCGUUACCAUUUUGCUUCCCCGGGCGAUACUGGAUGGUGAAAUUGGCUGUAGUGCCAAGCUCCAGCGUAACAGUCUAGCGUUGUCCCCUGACACCCGGUUUAGCCACACCAACGGGUUGGGAUCUGUGAGCAAGGCAAAUUGUUGUUCAUAUAAAUAGGGCUGCAGCUUCUUGAGGGCCCACACCACCGUCAGGCAUUCUUUCUCGAUGGCGGCAUAGCUUACUUCCCUGGGCAAUAGUUUUGGCUCAAGUAAGCGACCGGGUGUUCACCGCCAUCGGCCCCAACCUGGCUCAGCACUGCUCCCAAUCCAAACAUAGAAGCGUCUGUAUGAACGAGAAAGCGUUUAGUUGGAUCGGGAGCGGCAAGUACAGGUGCAUGAAUUAGGGCAGUUUUCAGUUCUUGGAACUCCAGGUAACUAUCUUGGGCAGGUUCUUCUUGGUAAGGUCUGUAAGGGGCUUGGCUAUGGCACUAUAAUUGGGCACAAAUUUCCGGUAAUAUCCGGCGGUCCCUAGAAAAGCUAGGACCUGGGUUUUAGUGCGGGGGCUCGGCCACUUGGCUACGGCCUCUAUCUUGGCAGGUUCAGGUUUCUGCUGCCCACUUCCUACCCGGUGCCCUAAGUAUUGUACUUCAGCCAUCCCUACAUGGCAUUUGCGGGGUUUCAAAGUUAGGCCUGCCUCCCUGAUGCGAUCGAGGAUGGCUCCUAUAUGGGUUAAAUGCUCGGCUCAGGAGUUGCUAAAUAUCGCUAUAUCAUUUAAGUAGGCGCAAGCAUACUCCUGGGAUCCGUCCAGUAACCGAUCCACCAGCCGGAGCAUUCUUCAUCCCGAAGGGCAUUACCUUAAAUUGGUAUAGCCCAAAUGGGGUGACGAAUGCGGACUUUGGGAUGGCAUCCUCGGCUAGUGGUAUCUGCCAGUACCCCUUGCACAAGUCUAUGGUUGUGAGGUACUGGCCCCUGGCCAUUUUAUCUAUGAGCUCGUCGAUUCGGGGCAUAGGGUAGGCAUCUGAGAUCGUCUUAUCAUUAAGCUUCCGGUAGUCUACGCAGAAGCGGGUGGUUCCGUCCCGCUUCGGCACUAGUACUACCGGAGAUGCCCAUGGGCUAUCCGAGUGUUCUAUCACUCCUAGCUGCAGCAUUUCGUCAAUCUCCUUCCGCAUAUGUUCUCUUACGCACUCUGGUAUGCGGUAGGGGGUUUGACGAAGAGGGUGUUGCCCUGGGGUUUCCACCCUGUGGGUGGCUAGCGGGGUAUAUCCGGGCUGAUUGGAAAAGGUAUCUCCUUUCUCUCUAAUUAGCUCUAGUAUCUGGGCCCAUUCUCUAGGACUCAGCCUAUCUCCCAGCUGUACUUCCCCUAAUUCUGCUUCUGGCCCCCCUUUUUCUAGUAGGUCCGGUAGAGGUAAAUUGUCGGGGUCCUCGGCGGCCGAGGCACAGAUGGCAUUUACUUCUUCGGCCCGUUCGUGAUAGGGUUUUAGCAUAUUGACAUGGAGCAUGCGUUUACCGCCUGCUCCAGUACAUGGGCCAAUUAUAUAUGUGGUGUCACACACUUGUUCCACCACCUUAUAGGGACCCUGCCAGGAGGCCUGCAGUUUGUCAUUCUGGAUGAACUUGAAAACUGCGGUCCCUGGCCCCCCUAUCGUACCACCUGCGCUGUCGUUGUUGGGCGGCCUGGAGAUUGGAUCGUACUGUCUGGAUUAAGGUCUCCAAGUGUUCACUGAACUCUAGCACAUAUGGGACGAUAGGGGUACCAUUACUGGUGACUGUUCCCUCCCAGUGUUCCCUAAUGAGGUCCAAAGGGCCCCGUACUCUCCUUCCGAAUAGUAAUUUGAACGGGGAGAACCCUGUGGACUACUGAGGUACCUCCCUGUAGGCGAAGAGCAGAUGGGGAAGAAACCGUUCCCAGUCCUUCUGAGUAUCCAUGAACGUACGGAGCAUUUGUUUUAGGGUUCCGUUAAAGCGUUCACAGUGCCCAUUGGACUGGGGGUGGUAAGCUGAGUUUACGAUAGGCUUCAACCCACAUGCUCUCCACAACUGGUGGGUAACUUCUGCUGUGAAUUGGGUACCCCAAUCCGAGAUAAUCUCCUUGGGAAACCCCAUUCGGGAGAAUAUUCAGAUCAGGGUGUCCACUAUGGUCUCAGCAUGGAUAUUAGUUAGGGCUACUGCCUUGGGGUACCUAGUAGCGUAGUCUACCACCGUUAAAAUAUACUUUUUCCCGGAAGGGCUGGGUUUUGCUAGGGGUCCGAUUAUAUCUACCGCCACCCUACUGAAUGGCUCAUCUAUUAUGGGAAGGGAAUGCAUUUUUGCCUUGUACCUGUCCCCUCUCUUUCCUACUCUCUGACAUGUAUCACAAGUUUGGCAAUACUGACGGAUAUCUUUGGAGACCCCUGGCCAAAAGAAGUUUUGGGUCAAACGAUGCUUCGUCCUACUGAUGCCUAGAUGUCUUGACAAAGGGAUAUCGUGGGCAAUACGUAAUAGUUCCUGCCUGUACUUUUUAGGGACAACUAAUUUUGUGAUGGUCAUGGGUACUGAUCCUGCUACCACCUUCUCUGCAUACCUAUACAGUAAUCCUUUCUCCCAAGCAUAUCUCUCCCCCUCCAACCCCGCCUGAUUCUGUGUAAUCCUAUCUCGUUAUACUUGUAAGGACGGGUCGGUGGCUACCUCAGUACCAAAUUCUAAGGGGGGAGCCCAUGGGACGAAAGGGGGUGUGGGACUGUUGCUUACCUGAGCCUCAGAGUGUUCGGAGGAUGCGGUGGUGCGAGCCUGCUGCCGGGUUACAACGGGUAGUGCUUCCUGCGCUGGGUGUUGAGAAACAAAAGCUGAGGUCAGCUCCCCCAAGUCGUUACCCAAGAUGACAUCGGCCGGUAAAUCCUGCAUGAGGCCCAAUUCCACGUUCCCUGACCCCGCUCCCCAAUCCAAAUGUACCCUGGCAGUGGGAAUUUUGUAAAUGGCUCCCCCUGCCACACGGACUGCCACGUAUUCUCCAGUGAGCUGGUUCUUUGGGACCAAGUGGUUACGAACCAAAGUUAUGGUGGCCCCAGAGUCGCGCAGACCCUGGAGGCGUUUUCCCUCUACGUUUACCCCUUGUCGAUGUCCUUGUCGGUUGUCUGAAGCUGCCUGUACUGGGUUGACUUCGUGUAGGGUACCCAGAGGUUCCUCAGUGGAUCCAGUCGAGAAGGGUGGUUGUCAGGACUCACUCUGGUAGCAGUGUACGGCUGCCCGGUUAGCAGAGAAAUUGGUUGGACUAUUCCAGACUUUCAUAAGGGGUUCUUGUUCCUGGGACAAUCUCGCUGCAUGUGGCCCUGUUGGUUGCACAUGUGGCACCGGAUAAAGGACCUGUUAUUUCUAUACCUGGGUGCGGGUUGGUAGUUCCCACCACCGGGACGAAGUGUUUGGGUGGUGGUAGUGUGGUUGGGUGGCAACCCCACGGGUGGGCCGUGACUGUGCCUGCUGCGCCCUUCUGGCAUCUUGAUACUCGUCCGCCAAUCUGGCUGCGUCGGUUAGGGUGCGUGGUUUCCGAUCUCUCAGCCAGUUUUGUAAGUCCGGGGUUAACCCCUGAAAAAUUGUUCCAGUAAAAGCAAUUGCAGCAUAUCCUCUACUGUCGUUGCUUGUGCCGCUUGGACCCAUCCCUUGCCGGCCCUGGUUAAGCAGUGUGCCCACUCCAUGUGGGAGUCUCUAUCUGUUUUUCGACUUUCUCUGAACCACUGCCGGUAUGCCUCUGGGGUUUUGGCAUACCUAAUUAGAAUGGCCUGCUUCACUUUCUGGUAGUCCCUGCUGUCCUUGUCUGGCAUCGUGCGGUAGGCUUCAGCUGCCCGGCCGGCUAGUUUGCCCACCAGCAGGGGUACCUGGUCAGUAGUGCUAAUAUCAUGCAAUUGGCAUAGUCUCUCGAAGUCAUGCAAGUAGCCAUCGAUGUCCUCCGUUUCCACAUAGUUUUUAAAAGCAUGGUAAGGAAUUUUAGGCGUCCCUGGUAUUAUGCGGGGUGGGGUUGGGACCCCUCUCUGGACCUCUGGUCUGCUUGCUGCUUUGCCAUUAAAUAUUCAUGGACAUCUGCCAUUAUUCUCUCCACUGUUUCUAUGGGGGGUGUUCCUGGGAAAAACGCCAGCCUGCUUUUGAGUUCUCUUUCAAACUCCGUCUGUGCGAUUUCCAUAGGAGGUGCUGCAGCAGCUGCUCUCCCUCCCUCCAUGAGUUCGGCAAUAAGGAUGGCUUUGGCUUUAUUGCUGGCAAUAAUUCCCUUGCUUCCAAUAGUUCUUUUAGUGUAGCCCGUUUCAAGCGUGUAUAAUCUGUCCCCAUUCACUGUCCGUUCGGGUAUAUUCACAUACCCUCUCCCUUCGGUUCCAUAUGAAUAAGGAUUUCCACGAAUGGCUCAAUCUGCCGAACAACGGUCUGCUGUGUGGUUUGAAUCCCGUCGCUUGCCACCAAUUGUAGAGGAGUAGCAGGGGUUAAUCCAAUAGCUCUCUGCUGGGAAGAAAGAUUCAGCAUACAAAAUCACAGGAACACAGCAUAAUCCACCUCCCCAAGGACUAGACGACACAUAGUCUGGGAGUCAACUGAGGUCUUUAUUCACAGGUCUGCUUUUAUGCAUUUUUCCCAUGCAAGGGAGGUAACUUUCAUAAUUACUACAGUAACCAAUCACACAGUGGUCACCUCCUCUACAUCCCCUCCCCUUAGAUUAACAGUUAACAUCAUUAAUAUGCACACAGUUUUCCCCAAUUUGUGGAUGUCCCCUAAAUACAGGGGGUACACGGUUGAAUAAGGGGUCCCCUGGUAGCCCUGAUCUGGAUGAGCAACAUCAAAAUUCACCCAGAUCGGACCAGGGGUUCGGGAGUUAUGGCAGGCGAAAGAUUUGACCGACCGCACGGGCACAGUAGCUGAAAAUAGUUCCAUGAAUUCUGGCCCUGCGGUCGGUCUCUUCUUGUUAAUCAAAAGUCCUGAAAGUCUAUGGCAUCCAGGCUUCAUUUAGCGUUUGAAUGAAUCCCCUCGUUCGUGGGAUUCCACAUACCGAAUGCUGGGGUGUUCGCAUGGUUGGUUCGUGCCUUUUGAGCUGGAGGUCUUAGCAGUACUUGGUUAGUCGAAAGCCCGAUUUGAGUUCCAGGCGUUCGACGACCAAGUACCGCUGUUCGUGCGGAAGAUGGCCGCCGCCACGUGUUUGGUAGGCGAAAUGGCUGCCGCACACGAACUCACAAUCAGCACGCUUUGCAACAUUGUUGCUUUUGCUAAUAAGAGGCACACGACCACACCGGGGUGGUCCCUCGUAAUUUAAGAGCGUUCACAUAAACAAUAGUGCAGUCCAUUCGUGAACCGAGUCUCUGAUGGUUCCUGCCUUUACACACAUACGGCCAUUAUAAUCCCAGUGUUCAUUCGCAUAGAAAAGUCAGUAUCUUAGUGGCAUGGUUUGCCACAUGGGAAAAAGAUUUUUAAUUUACUUUUUUUUUUUUACAGCUCUGGGAAUCACUUAGUGCAGCCAUUCACCUCAUUCAGGAGUAGUGAUGUCCCGAACGGUUCGCCACGAACGGCGAACAUAAACAUAAACUUUGACCCUGUACCUCACAGUCAGCAGACACAUUCCGGCCAAUCAGCAGCAGACCCUCCCUCCCAGACCCUCCCACCUCCUGGACAGCUCACUAAGAAUGCAGCUUCACAAUGAAUGUAAAAUGGAUGCUGUCCAGGAGGUGGGAGGGUCUGGGAGUGAGGGUCUGCUGCUGAUUGGCCGGAAUGUGUCUGCUGACUCUGAGGUACAGGGUCAAAGUUUAUGUUUAUGUUCACCGUUUGGCGAACCGUUCGGCGAACCGUUCGGGACAUCACUAUUCAGGAGGCAUUGCUUCUCCAUCUUCUUGUCGAAACCAGUACUUCUCAUAGAGAAACAUUGAUGGUGAGGAACAGUGGCACUCCUCCAAUUGGAUACUCUCUUUGAGAAGCAUUAAGAGGAGGUUACGUGUGAGAACUGUGUUUGACUCAAUUCUUCCAGUGGAAGCACCUCUAAUGACUGUCAGGAAGGCAGCAACUAGAGGUGUAUGUGGCCCUGCAAUGAAAAGAUUGCUGUAUCUAUUAGAUAGCAGUAUUUCAAAUUGCAGGGCUAAAAUGACAGGGGUGCUGCAUCCAGACAAUUUCAUGAGAUUAAGUGGUCUGCAUGCCCAUAGUGUCCCUUUAUUUCCUAAGCUUCAAAAGAUUUAUAAAACAAAACAAACCUUAGAGUGUGUAUUUCUUUUAUGCAUUAUUUUACACAUAACUGUUAUGAUAUGCACAUAACUGUUAUGAUAUGCACAAUCAUUUAUUAACAGUGGGGACACGUUUUUGUUUUCUUUUGCACUUGUAUCUAAAUGUGCUAUUUAGGUGACCAGCCCCCAUGUCAGCAAGGUAAAAGAUUAGUUUAUCCACCUUUAUUCCAGUGCUGUGUGGGUCUUCUCGCAGCUGGCUCCACUCUCGGCUAAGAUCUUCAAACUUGAUGAUCUCUGUCAAUUUAAUGAUUUCCUAUAGGAAAGCAUUGGGAGGCUAUCACGCAAUUGCGCCAAAACGCUGCACUGCGUCAGUCAGUAUCACCUCAUUGACGUGCAUUACAUCUCUAUAAGGACUGUUAAGUGCCUUCAUGCAAAACGUGGACAUAUUGUGCAGCACUGACGAAAAAGCACGUUGAGUGGCUGUAUGAGUGACUGCCACUAGAGGUGUCAAUAGGCAGUAAUAUAAGCACUGCCUUUUCUUUUAAAGACAGUGUUUACAUGAAAUUGCCUGCAGGGACAGGCUAUAGACAUCAGGACAACUACAUUAAGCUAUUGGUGUUCUGGUGACUGUAGUGUCCCUUUAAAGACUAUUACUCAAACCAUAAUGGUUUUGUACAGGCAAAAAUAUUUUGCUAGUAAUGUUGCUGGGAAUGUUUUAUUUUUCAGGCGGAGUACUUUAAUAUGUUUAUGGUAUACUUUGGUUUUAUACAACUUUUUUAAAUCUAAUGUAGUUUUUACCUUAUAAGAAGGAUUUUUAAAAAAAGAUUGCUAUAGAUUUCUUUUGCCCGUUUAAAAAAUCUGGCCUUGUCUUUUGAAUGUUUUGCCCACUAUGGUCAGUCCACCUGUCAUCACAAUUUCCAGCAUGACUGUAGAGCACCAGAACAUCAAAUAAUUCUCCCUACCUGGCCAACUGCAGAACAAGAGACUCAGGGCAGUCAGUGGAACAGUGGCAAAAUCACACCUGGGGCUUUUUCGGGAACCUAAGUGGGAUCUAGCCUGGGUAGGCCCCUCUAACAAUACCACUGUCUCAAUAUCAAAUAACUGUACUUGCAACAUUUUAUUGCAAAGCAUAAUUAAAAAAAGGAAAUGUUUACACAUUCAGAAAUGAUUUUGAUUCGGGGCGUGUCUUGGCCACCAUCUUGAAUGGCCACCUUCUAGAGAGGCUCCUGGGCCAAGGGGACAAUAAUGUUCCACAAUUGAUACUUUCAGCUUCAAAAUUCUGAAAUUGAGCAUUGCUGCAACUCUAAUUUCAUUCCUGGUGAGGUGUCUUGGAAUGCGCACAAGGCUGUAUUGUGAGGUCAUUUUAUUUCUAGAGUGUCUCACCUGAAGAGAAUGAAUAAUAACAAUCUUAGAACAAUGGAAAAAGAGCUAUACAAUCUGAAUCAGGCAAACAAAUUAAGCCCAUCGACUUCCCUAUCAGCAAUGAUAGGAGAUAUCAAGUAAAAAAUACAGAAAAUGUAUUUAGAACGCACAUCUCUCAUGGCGGGACGCCUUUAGAAAACAUUUUAUUUAAAAGGCAACAGGUCCUCAACUCUUCUGGCCUCUACACUCCGACAUGCGAAGGCCCAGUCAAAAAUAGCAUAUUUAUGAAACGACCAGGGACAAAAAAUAUUUAAUUUAACCAAAAUUAGUGAUCUAUUUAUGGAAUAUUACAGCAAACUUUAUAAUCUAAAAUUAGAUUCAGAACUUUCCCCACCUUCUGAAGUGACAAUUAAUAAAUUUAGAUAAAGUGUCGUUGCCUUGGUUGUCUCCACAUAAUUCAAAAAGCUUAGAGUGUGAUAUAUCAACUGAAGAGAUAGCUGAGGCAAUCAAACUUAAGCCAUUUGGAAAGGCCCCUGGUCCUGAUUGGUUCACCAUUUUAUAUUAUAAAACCUUUUCAGAAAUCUUAAUUCCCCAUAAGACAAAAUUGUUCAACUCCUAUAAGUCCGGGGUGAAGAUGCCUGAGGAGUCCUUGUGCACAGAAAUAGUCACCUUGCCAAAGCCGUGGAAAACUCCUGAUAGGUGUCCUAAUUUUAGGCCCAUUUCUCUGAUAAAUAAUGACUCGAAAAUUUACUCUAAAGUUCUAGCAAACAGGUUAGCUAUAUUAAUCCCCUUAUUAAUUAAUAAUGAUCAAGUGGGUUUUGUACAGGGAAGACAGGCAUGUGAUGGAACUAGGAGAUUUAUUAAUUUGAUUCAGCACAUUAAUUUAACCAAAAUGCCUUCUUUGCUUCUUUCAUUGGAUGCAGAGAAGGCGUUCAACAGAAUACACUGGGGCUACUUAUGGAUAACAUUAAGCAGAUUUAUUAUCCCAUUAUCCUUUGUAAUAAAAGGUGCUAUACAGUGCCCCUAGAGCCCAUGUCUCAGCUUCUGAUUUUAAAUCUCAAACUUUUUCUCUCACUAAUGGGACGAGGCAGGGUUGCCCUUUAUCUCCAAUAUUAUUUGUAUUAGCUAUGGAACCCUUGGCUGAAUUGAUUAGAAUGACCCUAGAAAUUGAAGGAAUAAACAUUAAAAGAUCUGCUCACAAAAUUGGCUUAAUCUUGGCACUUAAAAAUCCAAAAAAAUCCUUAAAAUACCUUAAAGAUAUUUCACUUCGGUUCAGAGAAGUAUCAUACUAUAAAUUAAACAAGUCCAAAACUCAGGCCCUCCCAUUCCACAUAAAUCAUUCAGAAAUAACCACCCUUAAGAGAAUUCCAUUUUUCGAUUGGCGAAAUUAAUAUCUAGAAUACCUAGGCAUUAAUUUGUGCAAAAAAGUAGUAUAUGCAGAUUUAUAAUUUGAGGAAAGCAUUGCUGGACCUACAAAUAGAGAUGGAGAGAUGCUGUGGGAUGGAAUUCUCAUGGCUGGGAAGCAUCACAUCUAUUAAAAUGACAAUUCUUCCAAAAAUCUUGAAUAUUUUUAGGACCAUACCUCUAUCUAUUCCAUUAUCUUUUUUUCAAUAAAAUGCAUUCAGUAAUGUUAAAAUGUAUUUGGAGGAACAAACCUGGCAGGAUAAAACAUACUUCCCUGGAGCACCACAAAUCUAAUGGCGGUAUCGGUGUACUGGAUAUCCGCAAAUAUUAUUUUGCCACUAAUUCUGCAGCGGUCAUGAGUUUUAAUAUUCAAUUUAAUAAACCAAGAUGGAUGGAAAUAGAAGAGUCAAAAAUUCUCCCAUUUAGACUUAACGGGAUUACCUUGGUUGUGUCCUAAAAAAAGGCCUGGAGUAACUAAAUUAUUUUCAUCAACAAAAACCACUCUUAAGGCCUGGGAUAUCGUUUUUAAAAAUAAUAACCACACUGUGAGAGUGUAUAGACCGAUGCCAAUGGAAUUGUUGAAAGAUCAUAUACCUUUUUUGAAUCUAGAUUAAUUGAAAGAAUACGCUAUAACAAACAUAGCUUUUUUCAUGGGAUGCCAUCCUUUCAUUUGAAAAAUUAAAACUUAUGGAUUGACGAAUGAUUGUAUGUUGAUCAUUGGAAAAUUGAAAGAAUUAUAUAACGUACCGGAAACUGACAAAAAUUAUAAAUCACUAGCGAUAACACCACUAGAAAAAAUAUUCUUAUAUGAUCCAAACAGAAAGUGCGUAAUAUCUAUGUGUUAUUCACUAUACAAAACCAAACCCAUAGUUAAAUUGAAACAUAUGGUAUCCUGGGAGCUGGGUACACAAUAUGAGCUUGAGGAAUGGUUCAGUUUUUCUAAGGCAUUAAAAGGAAUUUCUCGUUGCACUGACCAUUUCGAAAAACACUACAAAAUUUUGUAUCGAUGGUACCUGACUCCGUCUAGAUUGCACAAUAUGAAUAACAUUUAUUCUGACCAGUGUUGGAGGGACUGUGGGGGUUUGGGAAAUAUGUCUCAUGUAUAGUGGUGUUGUCCCAAAAUAGCAAGAUACUGGUAAAUGAUUCACAAUUUUAUUGUUAAAGUGGAUAGAACUAUUGGUAUUUUAACUUCAGAGCUUGCAUUAUUCAAAAAAUCCCCUGAGUCCGUUAAUAGAACUGAUAGAAUAAUAAUAGGCCACAUCCUAAUUGCUGCUACUUCAUGCUUACAGAGGUAUUGGAAGUCUGCAAACACACCAUCACUUAGAGAAGUUCUGAACUUGAUACUAGAUAACAAAGCACACAAACUAUCACAUAGGAGCAAUACGUAUUCUUUUGCAAAACUAAAAUAUAUUUGGGAUAAAUGGGAAGAAGAAAUGUAAAACGUCUAUAGUUUAUAUUAAAAAAUUAAACAUAAACAAUACUACCGAGCAGAGAAUAAAAAAUAUAAACUCUGACCAGGAGGUCACAUAUUACAUCAAUGUAACAAUUUGAGUUUGCUACACUCAUAUUGUUACAGAUCAAUCUAGCAGUUACUGAUAGCCGAGACUAGUUUGUAUAUCUCUUCCCUUUUUUGGUAUUUGGAUUGGGAUUUUGCACUUUGUGUAUAGAGUUUGUGAGGUAGUGGUGUUUACAAUAAAGAUUAUUUUAUAUAUAUAUAUAUAUAUUACAUUGUGUUAUUAGUGGGAGGAUUUCUCCCGUUUAUAUGCGGGAGUUAUUCCUCCUACUAUUUCUCCUUUUUUUUUUUAUAUUAAAAAAUUAUUUAUUGUUUAAUUAUAUUAUUGUACAAUUUUUGUCAUAUACAUUAUUGUUUGUUAUUACAAUGGAUGGAUACCCCUUCCCACAUCCUCUCCUACCCCUAAUAUAAUGUUUGUGUAAUUUGUUGUAAAUUUUAUAAAACUUUAAUAAAAAUUAUUUUAAUAGAUUUAAUGCAUUUUUUUAAAAAAUUAUUUCUAGCCAAACGUCUUGAAACAUAUAAAGAAGAGGAUUCUGAUGAUGAGGACUCAAUAAGAAUGCAGAACUUUGCAUUGUAUAAUAUCAAUGAAGGAAACCAGUCCACAGUGAAACACAAAGGAACAAAAGCUUUAAGGCGAUGCCAUAGUGCACGACCAAAUAUUCAAGGACACUUUCGCAAAAAAUCUGAAGGACGUUUUGAUCUUUCUCAAGUGGCAUUCAGCAGUCCAAUUGUAAGUCUUUAUAUGAAAUAUAGCACAUUACAUUCUAAACUAUAUAAGAUGUUCCCAUAUAUUUGAAACUAGAAAUUUAGAAGACAGGGGAUGUAGCAAGUAUGGUUUUGUGAGUGUGUGCGUGCCUGUAAAAAUAUCUAUGAUGUUGUGCUAUCUUAUCUAUCUUUUUUAAAGAAAAAAAGAACAUUUAAAAUAGAAAAGAAUGUGUAAAGGGAAAGUAAACUGACAAUUGAUGGCACACUCACCUGUUUGAGCUCCUGGGCAAAGAUUUGCCACACCACCAGUGAAGUCAAAGGGGGAAAUCAUCCACUUUUACUGAAAUAUAAAAGAAAAAAAAGAAAAAAGAUAGGUAUUUAAAUAAAAAAGAAAGGAGAUAAGAUUAAGAGAAUGAGUAAGUUGGCAACUGAUGAACCAUUAACCUGUUUCAACCUUGGAUGAAGCCUUUUCACACCUUUAUCCCUUAGCCAGCAGUGGAUAUCAAGCGUGCAAAAGGAGUGCAGGCAUUGCCACACGGCGGAUGCAGCCAGAGGGAAAUCUUCCACUUUUUCAGAGAUUGAAAGGAAAAAAACAAAGAAAAAGACUGGUAUUUAAAUAGCUAAAAGGGUAGGAGAUUUGAUGAGCAGCAUUAAUGAGUGAGCUUGUGUUUCACCUCUAAGAAAAAGCAUUUGUAUACCUUCAGUUCUUAUUGUGAAGUGGACAUACAGUGUGCAAAAACAAUGCCUUAAUCAAAUUACCAGAAGCACUGGCAGAAGGUAGCAGUAGUUGGUACAUCAUCAUUGCAGUCAGGGGUGGGGCAUGGUGUCAAACCCUCUCCCUCUCUCUACCAACAACAAACAGAUCACUUCUACACCACUCUUAGGGUACAGGGUCUGUAACAAUUAAGCUGCCAUGGACUUAUGCAGUUAACACAUCUUGCUUUCCUUUGUAUUUUUGUACAUUCACUGCAGAGAACAAUUAAUGCAAUUAAUGUUGAAGUUUAAGAAAGUAUGUGUUUUUAAUGUGUGUGCAUUGUAUAUAUAAAAUACAGUUUUUCUUAGAGGUGUAUACCACAGAAGGCAAAAUCAACCAAUUAUAGACGUUCAGUGCAAAAAGUAUAAUUUAACAUUAUGUAUGCUGUUAAUACAAAGGACAUUUGUUUACAUUGGAGUCUUAUCUCCAAGGUUAACACAAAAUAAACAUUUCAGAAGCAGUUGCAAAAACUGCAGACAUAAAUAUGAUUUAAAAAUGUAGCUUUUAACCCCUGCAGACGUGGAAGGACCUAACUAGGGCAAAGGCUUAUUAACCCUUUAUUUACCUGUAUAUAUGACAAGUCCCCUUUUCUGGUCCCACAGGUGAAAGUGUUAGCCGAGGUAUAUCCAGAUGUACUAAUUACACCUGUGGGCCUUUAACUAUUUCUUCACCUCUAUUCCCUUUGGCUUCUUUCACCCACAAAAACCAUCCAUGGGGGGCCUGUCCAAAUAUAUAUAUAUAUACAGGAUAAUAUGUUAUUAAAUCCAUGUCUCAUUAUGCAUAUAUAUUUAUUUCUAUAGCUCUGUAUGUCUAGGGGAAAAUUUGCUAAGCAUUGCAUAGGUAAAACAAUUUAUUCUCCAUCAACCACCCACCAGCAACAUAGAAACAUCAGAGGACUGCAAACAGUGCCUGACAACAUUAUCCAAUGAAUUCAGACUUAAACCACAAAAUAUGUUUUCCUACUCGUAGUUCAAAGUUCCACCUUUAAAACACACCCAAUACGGUACACAAUGAAAUGGCAUUUCUCAUUUUAGGCAAACAAGUGUGAGUAUGCUAAUACCCAAAUAAAGCUGAUGUGCAAAAGAAAAUCUAAUAGGUGGCACCAGACACUAAUACAACAUCAAUUAAAUUACCAAUCAAUAUGCAUAUGGAUUCCACUUGCUAUUUCCACUUCGAUGAGAGUAUUCUCAUGGGAAAAAACAAACUAUUCAUAUAACUCAACACUUUUCAUCCUUCUAUCUCUGGACAUCCAUAGGACCUGUUUUCUAUCUAAAUGCUUUAUCUUCCUGUGCCUGCAUGGUCCUGAUUGUCUUGGCCCUGACUCCAAAUGACAUCACACAUUGUGAUGCCCGGGGUUGUUGCCCUCUCCAGCAUGAACUGCAGAACAACUUUAUUGAUUCUAUACAAAUCAACGCUCAAAUCCAUCAAAAGUCUUUAUGUUUGAGACUUAUGGCCAUGCCACAAUAGACCGCAAAUCUUUAUUGCCAACUAAAGUUAAUAUUAGUAUACUUUAUCACAAACUCAGGAGUGGAAACCAAGCAAAGGUCCGAAAUAUACUAAAUGUAUGUAAUUGUUAGUCUGUGACAGCAACCAAUGUAGCAAGUUGCCAUGAUAUAGAAUUACAUGGAAUAAUACAUCCAAUUUUAUAAAAAUAUACAUCAAUAAGACAAUAAAUAAAAUGUAUGAAAAAUGAUCUUUUAAAGCUAUGAAAAUAUCAUGAAUAUGAGAUCUGAAAAGACAGAAACAUAGUAUUAGCAAAACACAAACAAUGCUAACAAUACAUAAAAAAUGGAAGCAUAAAAAAAGAAAGGAAAAUUGGAGAAUAUCUAUAUUAUGCAUUAAAAGUAUCAAUCCAUAAAGGCUAAAAUAACCAAGUCUGUGUUUUAAAGGAUCACUAUAGGGUCAGGAACACAAACAUGUUAACACCACCAUCUAGCCCCCCUGUGUCCCUCAUGCCUCCAUAAAUAUAGCGAAAUCUUACUGUAUUCAAGCCAGAACUCUGCAUGCUGUUUACCUCAAAAAACAAACAAACAGGCAGUCUGCUGACAUCAUCAGAAGUGGUGGCCUGAUCAAAUCAUAGUGCUUCUCCAUAGGAUUGGCUGACAAAGAGGCAGAUCAGGGGCAGAGCCAGCAUGAUUCAAACACAGCCCUGGCCAAUCAGCAUCUCCUCACAGAGAUGAAAUUAAUCAAUGAAUCUCUAUGAGGAAAGUUCAGUGUCUGCAUGCAGAGGGAGGAGAUACUGAAUGUUUGGAUGCAUUUUAGGCAGCUAUUACCCAGGAAGGAUCUCUAACAGCUAUCUGAGGAGUGGCUAGUGAAGCUAUCAGUAGGCUGUAAUGUAAACACUGCAUUUUCUCUGAGCCUUCUUAGCCAAGGUUUUUUCGAUGUCUCCUCCUCUUCAAUGUAGAAUUACUCUAUCCCAAUCCAGAUAAAAUAGUUAAAAUUAAACUCUUUGCAAGGGUCUAGGCACACUGUGUUUGUUUCUAUUUAUAACACUGAAAUGUUCCAUUAAUCUGUCACACAAUCUCCUUUAGUCUUACCAAUACUAGUAUGUACUACUACUACUGUAUGCUGCAUUUACAUUGUAGUAAAUAAACAACAUUUUUGCUAGGUGUGUUAAUGAAAUGGUUAAUCUUAAAAGUUUCCCCUUUAUCAAAACAUUUAGUUUUUUUUCUUUAGGAAUCCUUAUCCACCCUAGACUUGUCUGAUUUAGCAGUUGGUAAUUAGCUUGGUACUAAAAUCAUUUUUAAAAUUUCAGUUUUCUUAUACUUUUUUUCUAGGUUUUUCAGGUAAAUCUUAUCCCAUUUUAAAAUAGGUCAAUGUUUAUUUAUAGGCCGUUUAACCCCUUAACGCCGCUACGACGUUCUAUGCCGUCCCCAUUUAAAUGGGCUUUAAAGCCGUUGCGGCGGUAUAGAUCGCCGUAACGGCUUGCAGCCCCAGGAGCCUCCAACUAUUCACCUCCGCCGCGAUCCUCUUCGGGAGGACUGCCUGACAGCCCAGGCAGCUCUCCCCUGGCAAAUCAGGCCCCCUGGGGCCAUUUGAUCACUCUAAAAUAAAAUAAAUAAAUAAACAUGUUUUAAAAUAAAAUAAAUGUGUGUAUAUAUAUAUAUAUAUAUAUAUAUAUAUAUAUUUUAAUGUUAAUAUAAGUAUAUAUAUAUUAGUAUUAAAAUACACUUAGAAUUAUGUUACAUAUAUAUAAGAUAUAUAUAUUAUAUAUAUAAUACAUCUAUAUAUAUAUUAUAUUUAUAUAUACACGUUUAAUUACAAUAAUAAAUAAAAUAAAUAAAAUAUUUAAAAAAAAAUUAAAACAAAUUGUAUAUACAUAUGUAAUUACAUUCUAAUUGUAUUUUGUUAUUAAUAUAUAUAUAUUGGUAACAAAAUACACUUAGAAUGACAUUCUAUACAGGGAGUGCAGAAUUAUUAGGCAAAUGAGUAUUUUGACCACAUCAUCCUCUUUAUGCAUGUUGUCUUACUCCAAGCUGUAUAGGCUCGAAAGCCUACUACCAAUUAAGCAUAUUAGGUGAUGUGCAUCUCUGUAAUGAGAAGGGGUGUGGUCUAAUGACAUCAACACCCUAUAUCAGGUGUGCAUAAUUAUUAGGCAAUUUCCUUUCCUUUGGCAAAAUGGGUCAAAAGAAGGACUUGACAGGCUCAGAAAAGUCAAAAAUAGUGAGAUAUCUUGCAGAGGGAUGCAGCACUCUUAAAAUUGCAAAGCUUCUGAAGCGUGAUCAUCGAACAAUCAAGCGUUUCAUUCAAAAUAGUCAACAGGGUCGCAAGAAGCGUGUGGAAAAACCAAGGCGCAAAAUAACUGCCCAUGAACUGAGAAAAGUCAAGCGUGCAGCUGCCACGAUGCCACUUGCCACCAGUUUGGCCAUAUUUCAGAGCUGCAACAUCACUGGAGUGCCCAAAAGCACAAGGUGUGCAAUACUCAGAGACAUGGCCAAGGUAAGAAAGGCUGAAAGACGACCACCACUGAACAAGACACACAAGCUGAAACGUCAAGACUGGGCCAAGAAAUAUCUCAAGACUGAUUUUUCUAAGGUUUUAUGGACUGAUGAAAUGAGAGUGAGUCUUGAUGGGCCAGAUGGAUGGGCCCGUGGCUGGAUUGGUAAAGGGCAGAGAGCUCCAGUCCGACUCAGGCGCCAGCAAGGUGGAGGUGGAGUACUGGUUUGGGCUGGUAUCAUCAAAGAUGAGCUUGUGGGGCCUUUUCGGGUUGAGGAUGGAGUCAAGCUCAACUCCCAGUCCUACUGCCAGUUCCUGGAAGACACCUUCUUCAAGCAGUGGUACAGGAAGAAGUCUGCAUCCUUCAAGAAAAACAUGAUUUUCAUGCAGGACAAUGCUCCAUCACACGCGUCCAAGUACUCCACAGCGUGGCUGGCAAGAAAGGGUAUAAAAGAAGAAAAUCUAAUGACAUGGCCUCCUUGUUCACCUGAUCUGAACCCCAUUGAGAACCUGUGGUCCAUCAUCAAAUGUGAGAUUUACAAGGAGGGAAAACAGUACACCUCUCUGAACAGUGUCUGGGAGGCUGUGGUUGCUGCUGCACGCAAUGUUGAUGGUGAACAGAUCAAAACACUGACAGAAUCCAUGGAUGGCAGGCUUUUGAGUGUCCUUGCAAAGAAAGGUGGCUAUAUUGGUCACUGAUUUGUUUUUGUUUUGUUUUUGAAUGUCAGAAAUGUAUAUUUGUGAAUGUUGAGAUGUUAUAUUGGUUUCACUGGUAAUAAUAAAUAAUUGAAAUGGGUAUAUAUUUGCUUUUUGUUAAGUUGCCUAAUAAUUAUGCACAGUAAUAGUCACCUGCACACACAGAUUUCCCCCUAACAUAGCUAAAACUAAAAACAAACUAUUAAUGAGUUUUUUGGGUUCAUUGAGAACAUGGUUGUUGUUCAAUAAUAAAAUUAAUCCUCAAAAAUACAACUUGCCUAAUAAUUCUGCACUCCCUGUAUAUAUCUAUCUAUAUAUAAAAUACAAAUAACCGCAAAUAUAUAUAUAUACACAUAAAUAUAUAUAAUUACAUAAAUAACUACAUAUGUGUACACGUAGACUUUAAAUACAUAUAUGUAUAUAUAUAUUAAAAUUCUACGUGUAUAUUUAAGUAAUCUUUUAGCAUAAUUAUAUGAUUUAAUUAAUUAAAAUUUGAUUGAAAUGCCUGACAACCCAUGCAGAAAGUGCAGAGAAUUUGAAUUGCAAGCACUCUAUUUAACCCUGUAACUUUCCAAGACACUAUAAAACCUGUACAUGGUGGGUACUGUUUUACUCAGUAGACUCCGCUGAACACAAAUAUUAGUGUUUUAAAACAGUAAAAUGUAUUACAAUGACGAUAUUGUCAGUGAAAGUGACAUUUUUUGCAUUUCUCACACACAUGGCACUUACACGGACGAUAUAAUUGUUGUGAUACAUUUUACUGUUUUGAAACACUAACAUUUGUGUUCAGCAAAGUCUCCCGAGUAUAACAGUACCCCUCAUGUACAGGUUUUAUGGUGUUUUCAAAAGUUACAGAGUCAGAUAUAAGGCUUGUGUUUCAUUUUUUUCACAUUGAAAUUCGCCAGGUUGGUUAUGUUGCCUUUGAGACCAUACGGUAGCCCAGGAAUGAAAAUUACCCCCAUGAUGGCAUACCAUUUGCAAUAGUAGACAACCCAAGGUAUUUCAAAUGGGGUAUGUUCAGUCUUUUUUAGUAGCCACUUAGUCACAAACACUGGCCAAAAUUGGCAUUCAAAUUAGUUUUUUGCAUUUUUCACACACAAACAAAUAUUAACACUAACUUUAGCCAGUGUUUAUGACUAAGUGGCUACUAAAAAAGACUGGACAUACCAUUUGCAAUACCUUGGGCUGUCUACUUUUGCAAAUGGUAUGUCAUCAUGGGGGUAAUUCUUAUUCCUGGGCUACCAUCCGGCCUCAAAGGCAACGGAACCAAUCUGGGGGUACUGUAGGGGGUACUGUUUUACAUGUGAGACCUCGCUGAAUACAAAUAUGUGUAUUUUUUUUCAAACUGACAAUUUUUAUUUUCAGAAGUCAAAUGGGGUACAGAAAGAAAAAAGGGGUUGGAGGGAUCACAUUUUCACAUAACUUGCAAUUUUGUCUUAUUAGUUAGUGGGUUAUGUCUCAUGCGGUGUUGCUUCGGCAUCCAAACGGUAGGGAUUAGGAGGAUGAUGUUAGGAACCUGUCAGGUCGCUCUGUUCGUAGACUAUUGUAUUGAUUACAAAUAUCUUCGUGAGGUUCUACGUAUCCCCCCAAAGCCCCCGUUCUGCCUCCUGCACUGGUUAAUCGCUAACCCCUCUUUUUCAUGUGGGUUAUGUUGCAAAUUCCGAUAUUGAGAUCCUUCAACUGGGAGAUAACAAGGGAAAAGGUGUAGGGAAAAAAGGAGGGGAGAGGUGCAUAUUGUAUUAUGAUGUGGCGCUCGGCUUCCUGUUGUAAUGGUGAGUAUUAAAGAUUGUGUAGUAGCGGUGCGGCUUUCUGGGGUCUAUGCCUUCACCGCGAUUAUAUCCGCCUCAGUCCAUUGCGGGGCCAGUGCGGGGGGUGUGGUUUCUAGAGCUCGUCGGGUUUGUCGUAAGAGUUCGGUCAGUGUGGGGUGGGGUGUCUGUACCCGGAACUGUUCCGUCUCUUAGGUCUACCCAGGGUGCCCAAUCUGUUUGGAAGUUUUUCCUUUGAGCAACAGUCUUGGCAGACAAGCUUUCAUAUGUGUAGUAUUGGUGGAUUUUGUCUAGCAGUUGGGUUUGGGAGGGACAGUGGGGUUGUUUCCACUGAGUUGCUAUCAGAUUUCUCGCUGCUAGGAUAACAAUGGCCAUUACACUUCGUACAGAUUUUGGGGUGGAGUGUGGGUAUGAUAGGAAUAUCCCCGUAUGUAUAUCGAUGGGCGGUGAUGUAAUACCCAUAGAUAGCAAAACAGUUUGUGCCUCCCUCCAUAGGGGUCUUAUACGUGGACACGUCCACCAUAUGUGAAGCAUUGUACCCUUAGCAACCCCGCAUCUCCAGCAAUGUGGGGAUACAUUGUUGUACAUUGAGUGGAGUCGCUGGGGUGUUAGGUACCAUCUAUAUACCAGCUUUUUAUGGGCCUCUGUGUGAGAGUAGCACUGCGUGAGGCCUGAAAGGGCUCGGGGGGAUGCCAGUAUCUCAGUGUCAGCUAUCGAACCUACGCCCUCCUCUAGCCAUUGGGUUACAUAGUUAGGGAUAGCCAUGGGUGUAGCCCUGAGGAUUAGCUGGUAGCAUAGGGAGAGUGACUUAGGUUUGGUCGGAGUUUUCCAGCACCUGUCGUAUAAUGAUGUUAUGUCCUUUAAGUCUGGGUCAAUGCACGGUGGACUCUGCGUAACAUGUGUGGGAAGUACACUUUUAAGUUGCAGGUAUGGAAACACUGAGGAAUUAGUGAGUUUGAAUUCCUCUUGUAGGUCUGGGAAGGGUUUAAUGAGACCUCCUUGCAGGACUUGUUCUAUGUGGGUAAUUCCCAGUUUGACCCAUGAGUGUAGCGAGAGCCAAGGUGAUAUUGCUUUUAGUGCUGUUAAUGGCGUGCGAGGGUGAAAUUUGUGAGUAUCGUAAUGUUUUUGACGCAGCUUGUCCCAGUGAUAUAUGGUUAGUUUAGUGGUCGGUAAGAGGGAUUUGUCCUUGGGCCGAUACGUCGCGGGGGUCCACAAGAGAUCGACCAAGGGUGUCUUACCAGCGUGGGCGACUUCCAUGUCCACCCAUUGGUACACUCCUUUAUGGGUAUGCAGUUUCACUGCUGCCUCUAGAAUAGCUGCUUUGUAGUAGGCGUGUACAUCUGGCAAACCAACUCCCCCUCUCGCUGUACUUUGUUGUAGGGUUCGGUGUGACAGUCUGGGUCUGUGAAAGUCCCACACGUAUUGGGAUAGUGUCCGUUGGAGUGUUUUAAAAAAGGAGGGUGGGACUUGUAUGUGUAGUAGGCGGAAUAUGUACAGUAUCUUCGGGAUUAGGACCAUUUUGAUGGUGUUGAUUCUACCUAGCCAGGAUAGUUUCACCAGUUUCCAUCUGGUACAUUCCGAUUUGCACAUCGUGAGAAUUAUAGUGAAAUAUGUGUUCCAUUGUGGGCGCUAUUUUAACCCCCAAGUAUGUGAUGUGGUCCGUUCUCCAGUCAAAUCUAUAUGUCCUAGAAAGCUCUAUGGUCGUGGCUCGCGGUAGGCCUACUGGCAGGGCUUGGGUUUUGGCUUGAUUUAAUUUAUAGUACGACAAUUUACCAUAUGUAUCUAAAAGUCGUAAUAGAGUGGGUAGAGAUGUUGUUACGUCGCGUAACGUCAGUAAGAUGUCGUCUGCGAACAUAGAUAGUUUGUAUUCACAUGGGCCUAUUGACAUGCCUUUGAUAUUAGGGUGGUGUCUGAUGAUGUAUGCCAGCGGUUCUAAGCAGAGGACAAACAGUAGUGGUGAGAGGGGGCAGCCCUGCCUGGUGCCGUUGGAAAUUGUAAAUGGGGUAGAUAAGAAACCUGCACUGCUCACUUGUGCUGAGGGGGCGUUAUAUAAUGCCAUGAUUCCAGAGAGGAUUGGUGGGGUAAAGCCGAAUGUUUGUAGGACUUUUCGCAUAUAGUCCCAGUUUAGUCUGUCGAAGGCCUUCUCCGCAUCUAACGCUAGGAGGAGGCCCUCGCCUUGGUUGGCUUGAGCGUGUGCUAGAAUAUUAAGGAUUUUCCGGGUAUUAUCUGAGCCUUGUCUCGUUUUCACAAAGCCAGAUUGGUCAUUGUGUGUGAGUUUUGGGAGAAUGUUGGAUAGGCGAUUUGCUAGUAGUUUGGCGUAGAGUUUAACAUCCCCGUUUACCAAAGGAAAUGGGCCUAAAGUUGGGGCAUUGCGUGGGUGAUUUCCCCGGCUUCGGGAGGGUGGAAAUGUGAGCUCUCAGCAUCUCAGGGGGUAGGGAGCCUUUUUCAAAGCAGUGAUUAAAUAGCAUAAGUAUGUGAGGUGAUAGGGUAGAUGCAAAUGUUUGAUAGUAGAGAUUGGUGUAGCCAUCGGGGCCGGGUGAUUUGUGUUUAGGCAGUUGUGCAAUCGUUUUCGUUAAUUCUUCUAUUGUGAAUGGUGCAGAUAAGGAGGCUAUGUCAUCCGGUGUCAGUUUGGGGAGGUUCGCUUUGGCUAAAAAAUCAGUGACAUUUGGUGCGUGGGGUGGUGUGGUGUCCAGGUCGUCUUUAAGGUUAUAGAGCGCCCCAUAGUAGGAAGCGAACGCAUCCACUAUGUCUUGUGGGUUCGUGAGUUUCCUUUUCGAUUUAUCUAUUAUGUAGGCUAUUCUAGAGUUGGCGGUGCGCGCUUUGAGUCGCGUUGCCAGUAGUGCCCCUGCUUUAUUACCUUGCUGAAAGAAGUUGUAUUUGAAGCGUUUGAGCAUUUGGGUCGUUUUCUUUAGUUCUAUUUCCCUGAGUUGCGACUGUAGCCUUAAGAGUCGGUGUUGUGUAGUUUGCGUGGGCGUUGUCUUGUUGUUGUGUGUGAGGUUUGCUAUCUCGGAGAUUAAUGCAUUGUAUUGUUUAAGUCGUUGCUUUUUGUCGUAGCUGCCCGCCCUAAUUAAGUGUCCACGUAUGACAGCUUUGUGUGCUUGCCAUAAGGUGGUUAUGUCUAUGUCUGGGGUAGAAUUUGUGUGGAAGUAUGAAAUGAUAUCUGCUUUCAGUUGUUCUGUGAGUGUCGGGUCUAGGAGUAGGGAGUCGUUAAGUCUCCAGGAUCCCUUGCCUGAGGUAGGGAACUGUUCUGUGAUGGUUAGCGUUAUAGGGGCAUGGUCUGACCAUGUUAUCAGGCCUAUGUGGGUUGAUAUAACUUUAUGUAUUGUCGUAGAGGGUAUAAGGAACCUAUCUAUCCUCGUAUAGGUGUUGUGUGCUGAUGAGUGAAAUGUGUAGUCCCAUUCCAAAGGGUGGAGGAUUCUCCAUGGGUCGAGGAAGUUGUUGUUUAAGAUUUGGCGACAAUGUGAGGCGGUGGACCUGUUAAGGUUGCGUGUGGAUGUUGCAGUUAGUUUGUGUGUUGAGGUGGUGUCUAGUGUGCUGUCCAGGAUGAAGUUAGUGUCACCACCGAUAAUGAGUUCCCCAUAUCUAUACAGGUUUGCUAGGGCGAACACGGUGUCCAGAAAUUCCGUCUGGUUCGUGUGCGGGCCGUAUAUGUUGAGAAACGUGUAAGGCUCAUUGUUAACGAGACACUGGAGUAGGAGAUAUCGUCCCUGUUUGUCCCCUACUUUUUUGACUAAGGUAAAUGCUACCGAUUUCCCUAUCAGUAUGGACACUCCUCUCUUUUUUGUCUUAAAGCACGAGUGAUAGUCGUGGGGGAAUAGUUUGGAACUGAGUUUGGGGCGAUGGCCCCAUUUGAAAUGCGUCUCCUGGAAGAACACGACAUGUGCGUUGUGGUUUUUUGCCUCUGCUAGUGCUAGCCGUCGUUUGUGCGGUGAAUUUAAACCUUUGACAUUUAAUGACAAUAUGUUGAGCGUCAUUUGUGCGUGUAGUAGUGGGCAGCUGAGUGUAAUUCUGUAUGGAGCACUUGUUCGUCGCGUCUUAGAGGGGCAUCGGUGGCAUUGUGGUUGUGUUUUGACCCCUGUUGCGUAGGUGUCUUUGAUUCCAUAUUGUUUGGGGUACAAAGAUAAUGCAGUGGGGUGGUGAGCUUCCCGGUUGUUAGGGAAAUAUCUGGUAUUUGGCUGAUGUACCUUGUGUGAUGGGACCUAUAAGGGUUAGUGGCAUGCCCCAACUGGUCGGUUAGUCUCGGAUGUGGUGUGUGGCGUAUUAUGCACCUAAGUUGAUACCCCAUCGGGGUAAGGGGCUUGGGAAGUAGGGGCGGGUGCCAGGAAAGAGUCUCGUGGUAGGAUAACAGGGUAACGAAAACUAUAUACAAGAAACCGUCAAAGCAAGAGCCAUGUGGCUGGGACGGUGUAAACAUGGCUCCUUUGAGCCUGAGGGGGGGGGGAAGUUGUGGCAAACCACGCCGUGGUCGACCCUCGGGGUUGUCAAAGAUCUAUGUCUGUCGUUAGGCCUCGUUUUCCUUGGCUCUGGUCUCUGCGCAGGUGGCCUGGCGUAGUAUCGAUGUCUAGUCGUGGGGGAAGUUAGGUGUUAUGGCAGUCUUGCCAAGUCAGUUGGUCCAUGUACCUUUUAGUACGGGGAGGUGAGUGGGGCUGUCCGGAAGUGCGUGAUGUAGCCCAUGCCCCUCUCUGUGGCAUCGCUGCGGCGGGGGGGCCCAAUACUUGGGGCCCCGCCAUCGCCACGAGGCCCAAGAGUUAAGGUUACCCCCCCAACCUCCCCUUCGACUUCCCAUGGCCCCCUACCGCCCAAAGAGGGACCGCGUACCUGAGAGAGAAAAUAAAAAUAGGUAAAUAAAUAAAUAGAUACAUAAAGGGAAAAAAAAGGAUAAAAGACUUGUGCGGUAAACAUUUGGUAGCCCUCAGGUGCGGCAGAGAGACCGGGCAGAAUAAAAAUUUUGAGAUUAAAAACUAAAAGUGAAGAGCCGAGAGAAAAGGGCAUGUGGGAGUUGUAUAUGAGAGGCGAGUAAAAUGGAGUGGAUAGAGUCUGCAUGUGGGGACAGUAGUGGGUCGGUCCCUUAGUAUUGAGGGAACAUACAGUCCCGCAGUGGGGGGAUUUAGGAGACCUUGUUUAUGGUUACUCCAUCAGUUAUUUGACAUUCCUCUCGGUGCAGGGAAACGCAUAGGGCCGCCUGUAGGUGCGCGUUGUGUACCGCGCCUCUUUCCCUUUACAUCGCAGCGAUGAGGGGGCCCAGUGCACGGGGCCCCGUCACCGCCACGAGGUCCAUAAAGCAGGCUCUUCUGCCAUCCGUUUUUCCCCCAUCCUCCCAUCUAGAGAAAACCUGGUAUGGUAAAUGUUUGGUGGCCUCCGAGCAUAGUAGGAAAAUGGAGGAGAAUAUAACUACAAGUCAGAGACUGCAAGAAAAGGUAUAAGAGCUCAACAUAACGGCAAACAAUUGGAAGUAUGCGGGUAAAGUCUUCACAUGGGGAGAGUGUCGGGCUAAUGUGCCCUAGUGUUAAGGGGAUAGGCAGCAUGUGCGGCUGUGGGAGAGUCACUUAGCUGAGGCUGCUGAGUUCCAUUCAGUCGGCACUUUCCAUGGGGGUCGCCGGCGUUCGAGUGGGGCAUCUCGGUCAGGUUGUGGGGGAAUGGGAAUGUUCCAUUCUGUAAGGAGUUUCUUCCCCUCUUCCACAGUAGUGAUAUGGCGAUCCACUCCAUUGCGCCGGAUAAUUAAACGGGCUGGGAAUCCCCAUCGGUAUAAGAUGUUCGCCCCCCGCAGGGUUCUGGUGAUGACAGCAAGGUCUCUCCUCUUUGACAGCGUGGAUGCGGAGAGGUCUGUGAAGAGCUGGACAUUCGCAAAUUUCACCGGUAAGUCUUGGGUGUGCCUAGAGGCUUUCAUUAUGCAGUCUUUCGUAGUGAAGUAAUGGAGUUUGGCAAUCGUGUCUCUCGGAAUCGCUGCGGGUAGAGAUUUCGGCUUUGGCAGCCUAUGGAUGCGGUCAAUGAGGAAGUCUUGUGGGGUGAGGUUUGGGACUAAGUGCUGGAAUAGACUCCUGGCAUAGGCCUGGAGGUCCUGGGGCAAAACCUCCUCUGGAAUACCACGGAGGCGGAUAUUGCUGCGCCUAUCUCGGUCUUCGUGAUCCGCUACCUUCGCUGUCAGGCGGUCCAGUUGGUCCCUCAUUUCAGUGUAGGCGUCAGCCAGAGUAUUAUGUGCUGAGAUUAUUUCAUCAGAUUUGUCUUCCAGGCGGGAGGUCCUGUCCCCCAAUGCCUGGAUGUCUGAAAUAUGUGUAUUUUAUUGCAGUAAAAGCAAACCGUAUUAUAACACAGUUAAAAUGUCAUGUAGAACUAAAAAAAAUAAAAAAAAAAUAAAAAAAUGUUUUCCCAUUUUUUUAUUUUGCUCAUAUUAAAUUAUGUUUCAUACCUAAAUAUUUGAUGUUAAAUGAAAGCCCUGUUUCCCCUGAAUAAAAUUAUAUAUAAUAAGUGUGGGUGCACAUAAUAUGAAAGAGGCGAAUUACUCCUGAACAGACAUAUAGCGCAAAUUCAAGUGUUUGUUUACGUUUUGUUUUGAUCACAACGUGUACAUUUGGCUCAGUCCUUAAGGGGUUAAAAGUCCUAUGUCAAAGAUACCAUCACAUCUUCCAUUUUCCGUCUUUUUAUAUUUUAAUAGUUCUUUCCUUUUUAAAUUCUCAAUUUAAUUUUUUGUUUCAGUUACAUAGUUACAUAGUUACAUAGCUGAAGUGAGACUUGCGUCCAUCAAGUUCAGCCUUCCUCACAUCUGUUUUUGCUGUUGAUCCAAAAGAAGGCAAAAAACCCAGUCUGAAGUACUUCCAAUUUUGCGAAAAAACUAGGAAAAAAAUCCUUCUUGACCCCAACAUGGCAGUCAGAUAUCUCCUUAGAUCAUGCCGCUAUAUACCCCAAUAAUUAGAAAUUAUAUCCCUGUAUGUUAUGUGUGGUGGCCACUCCGGGGCGGACUGGCCUACCGGGAUACCGGGAAAUUUCCCGGUGGGCCAUCGGCACCUGGGUCUGCUGGCGGCCGCAGGGGGAGGUUUGCUGGUGGCCGCUGGGGGAGGUCUGCUGGCGGCCGCUGGGGGAACUGUUCUGUCUCUGCUCCCCAGUGUGCAGCUUAAUUACGACAUAUUCUGGCCCCGAUCUCAUUAAGCUGCACACGAGGGCGGGGGAGCAAAGACAGAACAGCUCCCCCAGCGGCCGCCAGCAGACCUCCCCCAGCGGCCGCCAGCAGACCUCCCCCAGCGGCCGCCAGCAGACCUCCCCCUGCGGCCGCCAGCAGACCUCCCUCUGCAGCCAUCAGACCUCCUCAGCGGCUGCCAGCGGCUGCCAGCGGCUAUGCAGCCAUCAGAGCUCUAGCACACCCAGCCAGUCACCCACAGGUAAUAUGUGUCAUUCUGUCAGUGUGAGUGUAUGUGUGCGUGUCUGUGUCAUGGUGUGUCUGUGUGUGUGUCUGUGUCAUGGUGUGUGUGUCUGUGUGUAUUUAAAAAGUGUUUUUACUCACCUUUUUUUUUUUUUCUCCCCACGCCGUGCUGGUCUCCCCUCGACUGGCCCUUCCUCUAUGGCUGAGAUCAUCAAGCUCUGCCAUAGGAUUGGCUGCAAAGGCCCUAAAUGUAGGUGCUGCACACUGUGCAAUCACACUUUGCAGCACUGACACAGGAAGCACCUCUAGUGAAUGUCUGAGUGACUGUCACUAGAGGUGUCACCAGGAAACAAUGUAAACACUGCCAUUUCUCGGGAAAGUCACGGUUUACAUUGAAAAGCCUGCAGGGACAGGCUAUAGACACCAGAACCACUACAUUAAGCUGUGUGUGUGCCUGCUAGUGAGUGAGCUUGCUUGCGUGUGUGUAUCUGCUAGUGAGUGAGUGAACCUGUGUUUUUAUGCCAAUGAGCUUAUUUAUAUCAGUGACAUUGUUUGUCUAUGAGGCUGUGUAUCAAUGAGCUUGUGUGUGUGUGUCAGUGAGAUUGUCUGUGUCUGCAUGUGAGUAUGCUUAAUGUAUAAUUAAAUGUUUUACUCUGAAAGGACCAAUAUAUACAUAUUAGAAAAAGCAAUAUAUAUUAUAUAUAUAUAUAUAUAUAUAUAUAUAUUUUUUUUUUUUUUUUUACUCAACCAUCUGGGGUGGCAAGACAUUGCCUUACAUAUUACAUGGCAAUGACUUACAUAUUACACGGCAAUGACUUAUGGGGCUGGCAUAGAUUUUUUUUUUCAGGGCUGCUUUGUAUCCCCAGCUCGGCCCUGCGGACACUCAGCUUGGUACUCCAGUCUCACCCCCAGAGAUGUCCCCUCCCCUCUAGCAGUGAGUGAUGCUACAGUAAUCCCAAGCAGGCAUUUCCCAUAUCGACAAUCCGGAGCAGUAGAGAAGCGAUAAAGCAAUCCAAAGAGCAGUGGUAUGGCUGAUAUAGCUUUCUCCCACACACAUGAGACAAGGCUCUAUGCUGUGGAUGAACUGGUUUUAAUGGGAGCCACACACAGCCUUUUCUGUAACUCCCCAUGCAUGGGGUUUCCUAAAUUCCCUGCUGGACCCGAGAGGAGACUAAUUAAAUCUAAAUUGCAUUAUCUCUCAGGUUCACAACAUAUACAUGUAUUACAACCUAAAACAUACAUUUUACAAACAGGUACCCCCUCAACUCUUAUAUCCCCGGAUAGCCUGGAUCUGAGCACUCAACAUAUCACGAAAGCGCUCAGAUCUCACAAAUGCAGCCGAAACACCACUAAGUUAAAGUUUAGACCGACCGCACACGAGGCGUCUGCCCAAAAUAGUUCCAGGAAAUUAGGCUGAGCGGUCGGUCGCCUUCGGGGGUAUAAAAUACAGUAACAAUACCAAACGUAACUAUUCGUGCGUACACUGAUUCUGUGUUCCUCAUUCGGGAGUGUGCUCCCACUUAACGCCUUUUAGUUCUGAUGAUUUUAACCAAACAUAGAUUGAGGUUAAAGUUUCAGCGGUGUUCGGGUGGUCGAGUGUCCGAUUUUGUUCCAUACUAAGAUCGCCAUGUGUUCGCACAUACGAACAGCGACCACCCAGCCGACCGCUUAGAAUGUUGUGGUUAUUGCAGUUAAUGAGGUGAUGCCAUUCUAAGGCGCGGUAAUACAUUUUUGUGGGUUUCCUCAUUCCUGCAUGUUCCUGCUAAGGAGUAAGAUAAGGGUUCAUGCAUUUAGUCACCUUAUAGGGACCAGUGAGGUGACUUGUAAGUAAGGAAUCUGAGAUGGAUGUUUUUACUUGAAAGCAAAGCCCAAUCUCUUACAUGAUAUGUAGAAACAGCCUUGCAUUUUUUUAUCAGCAUGCCAUUUCUGGAGUUCACUAGUUCUCUUCAUGGUGAUCUGAGACUGUGCCCAAAUAAAAUAUACGUUCUCAAGAUUCUGGUAUAAUGCAGGCAUUCCUGCUCCUUUAAAUGCACUAGGAAGAACAAUGUCAUGGCACCAUUGACUGAUAAUGAAUGAAGUUGCUGGAUCACAGCAUGAUUUGGAUUGUUGUGGGAAAUGUUGCCCAGGACAGCAGGUUAGACUAAUUAUAUUGAUGGUCAGAAAUAAAGAAUUGGAGAUAUGGACUGACACGCUUAACUGCUCAAUUAGUAUGAGGAUUGUAAGCAGGACAAAAACAAUUCAAUACCCAUCUCAAAGUAAAAGUGUUUCUAAAAUCUAAACACAAAUUGACUGCCCUGGUCAGACACAAUAUUACAAAGUAACCAUGUAGCCUCUCUUCUCUCCUUUUCAGGAUCACAGAGUUUAUUGGAGGACAUUGGAGGGGUCAUCUAUCUUGAGCACCCUUGAUGUAGUCAAUUAAAGAUUAAUCAAGAGAUGAAUUGUUAAACAAACUGUUGCAAUAUGUAGUCAAUAGUUAUAAACUGUAGGAUAAAUGCUACUAUUUGGAAUAUAGCCUAAUUUGGAUAUUGAGAUAACUAUCAAAUACAUUUUGUAAAUAUAUAUACUUUCAUCUAUAAUGUUUAAUAACUUUUUACAAUAAUAUGUUUUAUGGGACAUUAGGUCUCUAAAUGUUGAAAUUUUUACAAAUGUAGAAUGGCAAAUAUUUGUUAUAGGAGAAAAUUUCUGAUUAGUAUUUUUUACCAGGAAAAAGAUGUGACCCCCGAUCAAAUGUUGUUGAAGAAAGUCAGAGAAGCAUCAGUUCAGAUUGAAGCCUUGUCUUCAGUUAAGGCUCAAAACAGCAAAAAGUCUUCAAAUUCUCCUUACAUUGAUUUCUUCCUUGCUUUAGCCAUUUGCAAUACAGUGGUAGUCUCCACAGCAACUGAACCAAGGCAGAGGGUAAGCCCACUUGAUGUAUUGCUUCUUAUCUUUUACAAACCAUCUGCUAACUUUAGAAUUAGAAAAAUUAACUUGAAUUUUUUUUUUAUGUUUGCCUUAACUGACACCUGUGUAUAGACAAAUGUUAUGGCUUUAACAAAACAAAACAAACAUAAUAAUAAGAGAGAGACCUUUUCAGAGGAAAAAUAUAUGUCCUCAAAGUAAACAUAUACUAAGAGGUAAAAUAAAAAUUUUAAUGGUAAUAGUAAAAUUGUAAAAAACAAUAAUCUAUUCUGCUUAACAUGAAUAGCAAGUAAGUAUAUCUUAGGACCAGGACUACAAUUGUAUCCAGUGGAAAGGUUACAAUGAACAAUAGCCUUAAGAAGUGCUGCAGACAAAUCAAACAGCUGAAGCAGCACAAAGAAGCUGCUGUUAUCAAACAAGAGAUAAGACCUAAAGAAUACAAUAAAAAAAGGAGGAAUAAAGUAAACCAACGAUUGGAAAAGCCUCAGGUAAGUAAUAAAUCAAAAGAAAAUGUAUGGCUAAAGCCUAUUAUACUCGUGCCUUGGAGGGCACCUAUCAUAAAUACAGAAAAAAACUAGAUAAAAGGAAAAUCAAACUUGCUAAACAGAACUUGAGAAUAGGUGAUUAAAAUCUAAAUAUAACACGGCAGUUCGUCAAAUGAUCUUUUCAUUUAGAUAUUUCAAAUGAAUAACCCAGGAAGGUAUGAUAGUUCUCAUAAGACAAAUACCACAGAGCCCCUGACGCGUGCGUUUCGCCAGAGUGGCUCAUCUGAAAUUCUCACUUAUGACAGCUAGUUAGAGAUGUAAAAUAUAUCAGACAAAGGUAUUGAUUUAAUUCUGGGUACCAAUAAAAGUUGAUCAUUGUUGUCCUUUUUCAGCAGAUUUUUUUUUAAAUUGCAUUUUGGUUGGAUGCAAUGCCAGCUGAAAUUCUGUAAGCCAAAAUUGAUCAGCUGACUGAAAUAAAUCCACAGAUAAAUGUGCAUUUAUCAGAAUUUUGUAAAUGAGUGUGUGCCUCUUUGUCCAUCCCCUUGGGGUGUCUUCCCCCUUCUGCAGUCCCAGCUUACCUCCUAUUAGAAUGCCUGUUUAGAACAAUGCCCCACUUCGGGUGGAAAAGCCUAAUGUUUUGAUUGAAGUUGGACAGGCUAAUGCAGAAGAUAACUUCUUUAAUAGCUGAGCUGCUCCUGAUGGAAUGGGCUAUAGUUUUUGAAACCACUUGAAAUUUUUUCGACACAAGCCAGGGAGAAUGCACCCAAGGUCUCUUUACCCCACUACAAUAAAACUGUAAAGGUGAUUGUGUGUUGAGUGUUCUUUUAAUGUUCUUUGUUUCUGUGUUCUUGAAGGUCACUGGCCCACCAAUGUUUAAACCAGCAGGAACAUCAUUAGACAAAUUCCAACAUCUGUUUCAAAGGCUAAGGUUUUUGACACUGAGUCAGUCAUCUACAUCCACUCAAUCAAACGCCGACCCUGAAACACAUUCAAAGUCAAAGAGCAAUAAAAUAAAGCCAACUUCAGGAUCUGACAUUGUGUCCAGUUCAAGCUGUGGUGAUGCUGAAUUAACAAACCUUGGGAAAAAAGAUGCUUCAAUAAGCCAGACCAGCAGUGACAACUGUAUAGAUGAAAUGUAUGCUAAUAUUUCUCCUUUUAAUAUAGAAGAUGAUUUUUGCUAUGAAGCAGAAAGUCCAGAUGAAGCUGCAUUGGUUCAUGCAGCCAGAGCUUAUAGUUUCACACUCAUGUCCCGUACUCCUGAACAUGUAACUAUAAGGCUUCCACAGGGCACACUUCUCACUUUUGAACUCCUUUAUACAUUGGGAUUUGAUUCAGUCCGAAAAAGAAUGUCAGUGGUAGUUCGUGAUCCAAUAACAAAAGAAAUCAUUGUAUACACUAAGGGAGCUGAUUCAGUGAUCAUGGAUUUAUUAGAUGACCCAUCAAAAGGUAUUCACCUAUGAACUGUAAUGUACUAGUUCGCUACAUGAUAUUUUAGAUUACUAUUAGUGCAUAAAAGACUAGACAAGACUUCAUAAAAUGGAUGAGUAUGCUCUGUUGAAUGUAACUAUUGAUUCUUGCUUGCUUUGUUAUUUAAAAAAAUAUGGAAGCAUGAGUUAUGAUAAUAAGUGCCUAUUAGUGUGCUGCAGUGGAAACAAACAACAAUACUAUUGCCUAGCUUAAUGGUUAGGCAAUCUUAGGUAUAAUUGCAAUGACAAUUCUGAAUUGUCAAAACUAAAUAAUUAAAUUUGUAUUAAAAAUUUUUUAAGUAAGAGAAGAUAUACCGGUAGUUUUAUAACGUUUGAUAGUUUUUCCUUCUAUUAAUGAAAAAUAAAGUACACCAGCAGCAUGUUCCUUCUUUUGUCUUGUUAUCUUUUAGAGUUGAACUCAAGACAAAUUUGGUAAUAAUUUUAACUGCAUGUUUUAGAGUGUUCUCACCUUUUUAUAUAUCUUUUAUAACACACAAUUACACCACUGCAUUCCAAUGGCAAUGGUACAUACCAAUACACUCCUACAUGCACACAAUUACUCUAUACAAAACAUGCUUACAUUCAAAUGCACAAACACUGCUCACAAAUACAACCCUGCAAGGAUCCCCACCUAGUAUAACAUUGUUGGAGUUGUAUGACAGAUAGGGAUUUAACUUUUCUCCACACUUGCACUAGAGGGGUCUAAAAAAAUUAGUUCUCCCAAUGCUCCUAGCAGGAGCUUCCUGCUGCAAGACAGGAGGAGCGUGGAGUCAGGAGGAGCCAGGUUAGCCUCAUUAGAAGUCAAACCAUCCUUAAAUGGUGCACUCCUGGCUCCUCCAGGCUUCACUCUACACCUGUCUGGCAGCAGGAAGCAGGAGUAUUACUUUAAUUAAUUGAACAUUUCAAGUGCAUUGAUUGGAAAGAGAUAGUGUUGUUAUAUUUUUAUUUCAUGGUGUAAUAUGCAUAUUCUUCUUUCAAAUGAUUAGUUAUUAGCAUUGUCCCAAGUUAAUACAUUUCCUACAUUUUCAUAUGUAAAAAGGUUACAUUUUCAGAAGCAAAACUGAACCAAAUAGUUAAUGAAGCAUAUUUUAUUUUUAAAAUGACUAUUAAUUUAAAUAAUAUUAUCUUACAGCUAAUAUAAUUGAAGAAAAGAGGUUGCGAAAGAUACAGGCAAGAACCCAGAGGCAUCUAGAUUGGUAUGCUAGAGAUGGGCUGAGAACACUUUGCAUAGCUAAAAAGGUGAAAAAAAAAUGAACUGAAACUUUUGUGUGACAAUCAGCAAAAUGAUAUAAUUUGUGAGCAAGGUUUCUGAUAGAUAGGAAAGUCAACUAUUGUUACAAAUAAUAGAAAGUGAUUGAUAUAUUUCACAUAGUGAUAGCAGUGAUUGAUAUAGUUCAUGUAGUACUUUAUGUCUGUUUUAUAAACGAAAGUGAUAAAUAGAAGAAUAAACAUAAUGCUGAUUUUAAAAUCAUCUUGUAUUUGCAUUUUGAGUUAAGAGCUUAACAAUUUCAUUACUAGAUGAGUACCUCAUAUGCUGGUUGAAUCAGGACUGUUUUAAUGCAUGGGCACGAUUGGCAGUUGGCACAAGCAUAGGGGCCCCAUAGGCUUGCCAACGUUUCAGUAUAUUAUUGGGAGAUUUAUUUAGAACCUUCAAAGCCACUUCAUUAAAAAAUGUAGGUGUACUAAUCACCUUACUAUCAGCUUUUAUUUGUACAUGUGAUACACUUAACAAAGUACACAUACAUAAACAAGACAAAAUCAAUAUACAUCAUUUUUUUUAAGCCUUAAAGUUAUAAUAAAGUUCUUCUAAUAUUUUUAACAGUCCAUGACAUCUCCCUCCUGCUGCUACCUUCUAAAUGUUGUGUGGAUUAAUCUCCAUGAGCGGCUGGUGGGGUCCCUAAGUGACAAUAAGGGGGGGAGUUAUUGCCCCCCAGGAUUCCCACCCAUGAGCAGCGGGUGGGGGCCCAAAGUGACAAUUGUCUCUCUGGGCGAUGAGGAUCAUCCCGUCGCUUACCACCAGUUGUUUUUACACUCUCAGCUUAAAUGAGUGAAACCGCCGUUUAGGUGAUCUUCCCCCUUUUGAGACACAGGCUCUGCUGCUGUAGACCGCCAAACUCCCGAACGGAGUGUAAGGGAUUACUUCAAACUCCUGAACAAAGAAUCAGCCAAACUCCUUCUCUCCUAGAAUAGGCGAAAUAACACUUCCAAGUAGCAAUCCCCCCAAACACGAGACCAAGCUCCGUCUUGAGGGUAAAACAGGAAUCUCCUUUAAUGAGGGCUACCUGCCCGGUAUUUAUGCAGGUCUCCCACCUGGUGGACACUCACCUAGGGUACCAGUUGGGAGACUGGGACACAUAAUGUACAGUAGCCAAUCACAGUGGCUCAACUAUAAACACUCCCCUUUGCACAAGUAAAUCCCUCCUCUCUAUCCUGGAGAUAAUUGGGAAGAAAUCCAAUUAUCUCCAGGGAUAGAGGCAAAUCACCAUUUUACAUAGUAUAAUAAAAACACAGAAAAAUCCAUAACUAUAAAACUACCGAAUGCUUUUAGUUUGUGUAACGUAUCCCCAGAUAGCCUGGGUCUGGGCACACAUAACUACUGAAUAGCGCUCAGACCCAAUGCACACAGUUCAAUCGCCAAGGAGUCAAAGUCUUUCACAUUGCUCUUUCGGUAUACGAUUGACUCCAUGGGAUGACCAUCUGGGUUAAGUCCAUUCGUGUAAUAAAAGUCCCGAACUGACCAGCGUUCGCAUGCCCGGGGAUAAGAAGGGCGGUCGGCAGUUUCAGCGGUGUUCAGUAGAAAAAGUGUCAGUUUUUAGUUCCAUAGUUUGAGUGCCGAACACCGCUGUGCAUUCGCGUGUUUAAAAUGGCCGCCACCUCGUGGUUGACAUGCGAACGACGACCACCCUGCAUACAGUUCUAAUCAAGAGGUGUCUGCGGUUAACCACAAUGUUCUUCAUAAUUCAUUUUCUGCACUUUCAGAGUGUAAUGGUGUUGUGGAGAGAGGCACUGAGGCUAGUGGUGUUGUGGAGAGAGGCACUGAGGCUAGUGGUGUUGUGGAUAGAGGCACUAAGACUAGUGGUGUUGCAGAGAGAGGCACUGAGGCUAGUGGUGUUGUGGAGAGAGGCACUGAGGCUAGUGGUGUUGUGAGGAGAGGCACUGAGGCUAGUGGUGUUGUGAGGAGAGGCACUGAGGCUAGUGGUGUUGUGGAGAGAGGCACUGAGGCUAGUGGUGUUGUGGAGAGAGGCACUGAGGCUAGUGGUGUUGUGGAGAGAGGCACUGAGACUAGUGGUGUUGUGGAGACCGGCUUGGAGACUAUGGUGAGGCCUAAUAGAAAGCAGUUGUUGUUGGGUGAUUCCAUUAUAAGAGGUGUGGAGAUGGACAAUGGUGGUCUUGUGAGGUGUCUUCCCGGAGCUACUGCUCACAGAGACAGGAGACGUAUCUGUAAUAUUGUUAAGCAAGCAAAGCAGGAAGGGGAAUUGGAUGUACUUGUCCAUCUAGGGACAAAUGACUUGGCUUGCAAUGAGGUUUCAGAGGUUAAGGAAGUUUUUAGUGUUUUGCCAAUGAUAUACGGCAGGUUGCUUCCACACUGUCAUUCUCUGAAGUUCUGCCUGUGCAUAACACUCAGAACGACAGGCGGAUGCGUAUUAGGGACUUUAAUUUGUGGCUUGGUGAAUGGUGUCGGGAGCAAGGAUUUGGCUUUAUUUCUCAUGGUAGCUCUGUUUGGAAUGGAGAUAAGCUGUACAAAAAAGAUGGUUUGCAUCUUUCUCAAAAGGGAACAAAUGUUCUCAGUGAGCAGUUCAGAGGUUUUGCUAGGAUGUAUUUAAACUAGGAGGGGGGGGCAAAAGGGUGAUAAAACAUCAAUCCAAUUGUCCCCAAAACAAGGACAGAAGGUGCCUGUAGCAAGUGUGUUAAAAAAUGAUAAGCUAAGAGUCAUGUCUACAAAUGCUCGCAGUUUAGGGAAUAAGAUCCAUGAACUUGUGGCAAUAAUGGCAACUGAUAGUGUAGAUUUAGUCGCUGUUACUGAGACAUGGUACAAUGAGAAAAAUGACUGGGACAUAGCCAUACCAGGGUACUCUUUAUAUAGGAAAGAUAGGGAAGGCAAGAAAGGGGGAGGGGUGGCCUUGUAUGUGAAGGAUAGCAUAAAAUCUAGCCUAAUAAAAGUUAGUGAGGCAAACAUAGAGUCCGUUUGGGCUACGUUAGAAUUUGGUAAUCACACAGUAACUCGUGUAGGUGUGAUUUAUAGGCCCCCAGGACAAAUUGAAGAUUUAGAUAAUCUACUAGUUGAGGAAAUAGCUAAAAUGACAAUGAAGGGGAAGUUAUCAUCAUGGGUGACUUUAAUCUUCCUGAUGUAAAUUGGAAAACAAAAUUAGCUACUUGUGCCAGGAGCACACAUAUUCUAAACUCCCUACUGGGAUUGUCUCUAAAACAAGUUGUUGAGGAGCCAACUCGUAAAGAGGCCAUACUAGAUUUAGUGUUAACAAAUGGAGAUUUGGUAUCAGAUGUUACUGUAGGUGAAAGUUUAGGAUCCAGUGAUCAUCAGUCAGUGUGGUUUAAUAUAAGAACAGUGACUGAGUCACACCACACAAAAACAAAAGUUUUAGACUUUAGAAAAACAGACUUUUCUAAAAUUAGAAUAUGGGUAGAGGAGUCAUUAUCAGACUGGAGCAAUUUAAAUGGAGUCCAAGAGAAAUGGGAUUAUUUAAAAGUUGCACUAUUGAAGGCAACAGAAAAUUGCAUUAGGCUUGUCAGUAAAAGCAAAAAAUUCAAGAAACCACUGUGGUACUCCGCAGAUGUGGCCAAAAUAGUUAAAAACAAAAAGUUAGCAUUUAGGAAUUAUAAAAAAACCCAGAGUGAGGAAGACAAAAUGAUCUAUAAGAUUAGGCAGAAAGAGGCUAAGCAAGUUAUAAGAGCUUCCAAAUCACACACAGAAGAGAAAAUAGCACAGUCAGUAAAAAAGGGGAUAAAACAUUUUUUAGAUACAUAAAUGAGAAAAGAAAAGUAAAACAAGGAUUAGUUAGAUUAAAAACAAAAGAAGGAAGGUAUGUAGAAGAGGAUAAAGGUCAGGCUGACUGCCUCAAUGAAUAUUUUGUUCUGUAUUUACAGAAGAAAAUGAAGGAAAGGGACCUCAGUUGAGAAAAAGGAUAAAUGAGUCAUUUAUUACACGUGAGUUUACAGAGGAAGAGGUUCUAUUUCAACUGUCAAAAGUAAGACAAAUAAGUCAAUGGGACCUGAUGGAAUACACCCAAAGCUAUUAAAAGAGCUUAGUGGUGUACUAGCAAAACCAUUAACAGAUUUAUUUAACCAAUCGUUGUUAACAGGAGUAGUCCCAGAAGAUUGGAAGUUAGCGAAUGUUGUGCCCAUUUACAAGAAAGGUAAUAGGGAGGAGUCGGGCAACUAUAGGCCAGUAAGCCUUAUUUCAGUAGUGGGGAAAGUGAUGGAAACCAUGUUAAAGGAUAGGAUUGAUGAACAUCUAAAACACAUGGAUUUCAAGAUCAGAGACAACAUGGGUUUACUUCAGGGAGAUCAUGCCAAACUAAUCUUAUUGAUUUUUUUGAUUGGGUAACUAAAAUUAUAGAUCAGGGUGGUGCAGUAGACAUUUGCUUACCUAGAUUUCAGUAAGGCUUUUGACACUGUUGCACAUAGAAGGCUUAUCAAUAAACUGCAAUAUUUAAGUUUGGAUUCCAAUAUUGUUGAAUGGGUAAGACAGUGGCUGAGUGACAGGCAACAGAGGGUUGUAGUUAAUGGAAUAUAUUCGAAGCUUGGACUUGUCACCAUUGGGGUACCUCAGGGAUCUGUACUUGGACCCAUUCUCUUUAAUAUUUUUAUUAGUGAUAUUGCAGAAGGUCUUGAUGGUAAGGUAUGUCUUUUUGCUGAUACUAAGAUAUGUAACAGGGUUGAUGUUCCAGGAGGGAUAAGCCAAAUGACAAAUGAUUUAGGUAAACUAGAAAAAUGGUCAGAAUUGUGGCAGCUGACAUUUAAUGUGGAUAAGUGCAAGAUAAUGCAUCUUGGACGUAAAAACCCAAGGGCAGAGUACAGAAUAUUUGAUAGUAUCCUAACCUCAACAUCCGAGGAAAGGGAUUUAGGGGUGAUUAUUUCUGAUGACUUAAAGGUAGGCAGACAAUGUAAUAGAGCAGCAGGAAAUGCUAGCGGAAUGCUUGGUUGUAUAGGGAGAGGUAUUAGCAGUAGAAAGAGGGAAGUGCUCAUGCCAUUGUACAGAACACUGGUGAGACCUCACUUGGGGUAUUGUACACAGUACUGGAGACCGUAUCUUCAGAAGGAUAUUGAUACCUUAGAGAGGGUUCAGAGAAGGGCUACUAAACUGGUUCAUGGAUUGCGGGAUAAAACUUACCAGGAAAGGUUAAAGGGUCUUAACAUGUAUAGCUUGGAGGAAAGACGAGACAGGGGGGAUAUGAUAGAAACAUUUAAAUAUAUAAAGGGAAUCAACACAGUAAAGAGGAGACUAUAUUUAAAAGAAGAAAAACUACCACAACAAGAGGACAUAGUCUUAAAUUAGAGGGACAAAGGUUUAAAAAAUAAUAUCAGGAAGUAUUACUUUACUGAGAGGGUAGUGGAUGCAUGGAAUAGCCUUCCAGCUGAAGUGGUAGAGGUUAACACAGUGAAGGAGUUUAAGCAUGCAUGGGAUAGGCAUAAGGCUAUCUAACUAUAAGAUAAGGCUAGGGACUAAUGAAAGUAUUUAGAAAAUUGGGCAGACUAGAUGGGCCGAAUGGUUCUUAUCUGCCGUCACAUUCUAUGUUUCUAUGUUUCUAUGUUUCUAUGUUUCUAUGUUUCUAAUUGAGGCCAAUAGGUUAACCAGCAGCACACUUCUCCUCUGGGUGGCCGUCUGUUCGGUAGUUUUAUUCGGUAUAAUCUGAAAUAGAUGAACAGGCAGGUAAUUCCACAAAAGUAUAACAAUUAGGCGAACCAGCAGAUAGAACUUAGACAGAUGGAUCUGUCACAGCUAUCCUUAUGAAAACAAAUGGAUCCAGAAAUUGUGGAAACAAUUUGUUCAGAAAACUUUUUUCCCAGUAAUUUUGGAUGCAGCCGAAUUUUGAAGUUUCCAAAUUCAGAAAUAUGGACAAAAUUAAUUAGUCCAAAAAUGAAUCCACAUGUCUAGUUCUACAGUGUUCCCUGGGAUUUGAGAGAAGGUGACUACAAAGAGAGGCAAUUUGUUUGAAUUGCAUCCUAUAAUUUUCCUUGCUCAACCAAAAUAAGACAGGGUUAUUCCCAAAGAGUGAGAAAUUCAAGGUAAAUUGAAAGUUAAUUUAAAUUUUAAGACCAAAAUAGCCAAACUGGAACUCUACCUGACUUUCAUCCAGUUUUAGCCUUAAAUUUGAAAUUCACUUUCAAUUUACUUUGAAUUUGUGACAGUUCUCACUAAAGUGAAUAAAGCUGUAAAUGGUACCCCUAAACUUGUAGGUUAUGAUUUUUAUGAGUUGUUAUGUUUUAGUCAGACUCUCCACUGUCCAAAUACAACAACACCAACAUCAACAAUAAUAAAUCCCAAUUAAAACAUAUUUCCAAUGAAAACAUGCACGCAUUUAAUUUCAUUGGGGGUAAAUCUAAAAACAGCUUGCAAAAUCUGCAGAUCUAAACGUUUGCAAGCACAUCCCUUCUCCACCAGCCCAAAUUUUCUGUGGCUGUCCAAUCACAGACUUCCCAAUGCAUCUCAAUGGAACGUUUUAGCAAGGCAGGUUCUUUUGGCUCUCGCCUGCCUCUGGAGUAUAGCUACACAGGGGAUAAACAAUCAGGAAGCAACAGGACUGGUUGUCUGAUUGAUAGCCAGAGGAGUAUAACAAAAUGUAUUUAUAAAAGUGCCAAUUUCAAUUUAAAUUUACACUUUUUCUACAAUGAACAAAUGAGGACACACUCUUCAUACAUGAAACACUUCAGCAUCCUCAAGUUCUCUAGUAGUCUGGAGUAGCCCUUCAAGUAGGCAAAAUACGCACAUCAAAUGUUAAUGCAAUUGCUCUUUUUAAGAGUUGCUUCUUCCUUUAGUUGUAUUUACAAAAAAAUUCAACUUCUCAAGUUUCUGUACUAAUCUGUAUGAAUUCGGAUGUAUAUUAACAUAUAUUUAUAUAAUUACACCACCAUGUAUAUCAUCUAAAUAUAUAGAUUUUAAGUGAAGAGGAAUUUAAACGUUGGUCAAGUUUCCGUACAGAAGCUGAAGCUGCAAUUGAGAACAGAGAAGAGCUGCUCAUGGAGACUGCACAGCACCUGGAAAAGAACCUUUGUCUAAUAGGUUGGUUACAAGUCAAUGUAAGGUUGUGCAAAUAUCCAUCAAUACCCACCUUCUUCUAGCACCCCUCCACCCCACUACAUUAUGUGUGGGGUUUGCUGCAUGUAAUUGUUUGGGGACUGACCGAGUGUCAUUCUCUGAUGACAUGCUGAGUGAGAUUGUGUGGGGGCUUUUGUGGGGUACCAAGACUGCUUUUAGUGGUUGUCCAUCGACUUUUUGGUCUCCUAACUGACGCUGGAUGUUCUCACACUCUGCAUAAGGAUAUCCAGCAUUAGUAAAAUCCCCAUAGGAAACUAUGGAAGCAAUGUUUUUUUUCUAUAGGCAGGGGCUGUGAGGAUAUUUAUGGGGUAAUAAAUAUUAAAAAUAUUUUAUCAAAAUUAUCAAAAAUUUAUUUAACAAUUUCUAUUAAUAUCAAAAAUUAAUAUUUUGGGACUGUUUCCUCUUGAUAGAUUUAAAGCAAAGAGUUACCCAUUAUUUUAACUCUUAUAGACCCUGUACGUUUAUUAGAGGAUUUGUAGUUCACACAUUAAUCACAACUGAUUAUAAAAAUAUAAUUUAUUGUGACAAAUAAUUAAUAAAAAUAAUAAGUAACAUGCAUGACAAUAUGAGUGAAUAUUUAGGUAUAACAAUAAGUAUAAGAUAUAGCAACAGUUAUGACACAAUAACCAUAAUUAAAGAUAGCUUAAUAGCAACAUAUCGAGCAACAUAAGUAGAUUAAUUUCUAAAGGAGUUACAUGCAAGUUACAAAUAAUUCCUCUAGAAUUUAAUUAACAGUUAUUCAACAAUGUUGAACUUUGGACCCAGGACAUACUUGAAAAUGAGAGAAAUCUCAAUGUAUCUUUCCUGGUAAAAUAUUUUAUAAAUAAAUAAAUAAUGUUAUAGGAAACCUUUCAGCUUUUAAAAUUCCUUUACACAGAAUGUAACAGAGCUUUGCAGCUUCAAGUCGUAAAAACCUUAAAUGCUGUCAGCUGUCAGGCUACAAUUUUCACAGGCUAAACAUUUGAAUAUCGCAAUUAAAAGAUAGUGUUUCUCGCACAAAUAGUCAAUUUAACCAUUUUCUUUUCACAUCCAGUAACCAAAAGAAUAAUUUUAACAAAGUUUUUAACACUGCAGAUGAUCAGUUUACUGUUUAGAUUAAGAUUAACUAUUCCUAAAACUCAUAUAGGUCAAUCUCUCUGGAUAAAAGCUUGAUAUGGUAAAUUUGGUAAUUUACCAGUAAAUAUAUUAUUCUUUUAUUCCAUCUGCAGAUAUGUAAUAUGUAAUUAUAUAUUUCUCAGCUACUUAUGAUUUCAAAAGUUUAAAAUAUGCUCAGCAUUAUCAAGGUAUAUUUUAGCUUAUAUUAAAAAUGAAAGAAUUUAAAUUAAAUUAAACCAGCAUAUUUACCAGCUUUCUAGGUAGAAAAGGCUUGGAGAUAUAAUCCCGUGAUGGUGCAUGCAAGUAGAAAGUGUUUGGAUAGAAAAGUGUAGAAUUAUAAAGAUAGUUCUGACUAGCAAAUAAUUUUUAACUAAGUCCCAGAAAUUCAGUUGGAAAAGACAGAGUGUUAAGUGUUUCUUGUCCGGUCUCAUCUGAUGAUCUAACAUCCAACACUCUGGAUCUGACCCUGGAUCUCUCUUUCCUUUUUCGAUCUCCUUUGUUCACAAUUUUUAAAAAAAUUCUUAUUUAAAGUUUCUUUACAUCACUAAUUUUAAAUGACCAAUGGGUUAGGUAGGUGUAUCUUCUUUUACUGAUUGUCUUAUAGACUUUGAUCAAUAAAUGGAGUUGUAGCAUCACAAAAAUUUCUCAUUACGAAUUCAAACUACCACUUUGUCUAAGGGGUUAAUUUAAUUUUGUGACACAUCAAUCAAGCUAGCUGUCAAACUUCAAGAGAUUUUGUGAGACUUGCAAUCUCGUUUUCAGGCUAUAAAGUAUAUUUUUGAGGCAUUUGGACUUUGGUUCAACUCUCUCUUACAAUGGGUUCUUGUAGGAAUCCCAUUAAAUUUAAAAAGUAAAGUUAAAUAUUUAGAAAAUAUCUCUUCUUGAUAAUUCUGUGUUAAAUGUUAUUUGUAUACAUGUCUUUUACACACAUUCAGCUAAAAUUAGUCUAAUAAUAUUGAAAUUUAUUCAUUAGGAUUCUAUCUUAAUGAAUACAUUUCUAUGAAUAUUCAAUAUUAUUAACAUGGUACUAUUUUUAUAUGAUUAGAUAUAAUUAUAUGGUUAGUAUAAUAUGAAAUUAAAUUUGAAUGCUCACUUAAAUGAAUAACCCUGGUAAUAUCAGCUUAAAAUGCAUAAUAAUUGUGUACUUUUCACAAUUGUAAGGUAGUCAUUAUGGAAAUUAAAAGAACACUGCAGGCACCACAACCACUACAACAAAUUUGCUAGAGAUUUGUGGUCCUAAGCAGCCUACCCAUCCUCCAAUUUUGAAAUGUCAGAGGUAUAGCUAGGCUGCGGUCAAUCACUUUCACAAUCCCUGGUAUUAAUUGGUAUUGCUUCAGGCUACCAGGAGCCACACAAUCUUUACUCAAUUAUGAAUUAACUGAUUACUAGUAAUGUGCAAUACAGCAUGCAUGUACUAAAGACACCCAUGAUCACUUUAAUAUGUUAAAGUAGUGAUAGUGCCUAUAGUGUUAUUUUAUGGAUCCUUUUUUAUGGAUUCUUAACCCCUCAAGGACCAAACUUCUGGAAUAAAAGGGAAUCAUGACAUGUCAGACAUGUCAUGUGUCCUUAAGGGGUUAAACAAACAUUGAAUAGUUAAUAGAACUUUAUUAGACAAAAAAAAUUGUGAAAGAAAAGGUGGACUGCUUAAGUAUUUAUAAACAACAUAAUUAGAAUUACCAUAUAUAUCAAAUAUAAUGGGGUUUUCAACACCCAAACAUAGAUACAUGAGAGACAGAAAAGAAACUAAUACUAGUGCAACAAAUCUGAAUACUUCUUCAAUAUAUGGAUAAAUACCAGCUCCCUUGGAACACAGAAAAUAAAUUCUGGUUUUUUUUCUGAAGUUGUUAUGUUGCUUAGUGAUAUUGAGCCUCCUUUCCAAGCUCUAGAUUUAUUAGUGCUAUAGAUGUAUUUGUGCCACAAGGGGUGACACUGCCUCUUUAGCAGCAAGACAAAAUCAUCUUACAGGUAUCAGACUUUUUUUUUAGUUAAAUGAAAUACGAAAAUAAAAAAACAAAUACCAAAGCCACUCAGUGUUCAUCCAAGUUUUUGAUCCCAGGCUUUUUAUUCAGUAUUUGCUUAUCUUCCGGAAUGAUCCUUUAAAAUUAUCCUUUAAAAGUUGGUCGGUGUGAGUGUAUUGACAAAAGAAAAGGGAGAAAAGGGUGGGAGGAUUUGGAGUAUUAGAUAAUCCAAAAUAUAGAGUAGUGGAAAUAUGAUUGUUCAUCAAUUUAGCAUCUGAUUUCUGAUUUCUAGAGAUCUGAUUUCAUAUAACUUUUACUCAAUAUAAAUAAAAGGGUAAUAUGCACCUAUGCAAUACCAAACAUACCUAAGACCCAAGUGACACCACCGUCUAAACAUCAAUCUCACAGAAACCUCCAAUGUCUUGACCUAGAGCAUUUCUCCAUCAAUCUCCAACCUCCUUUUACCUAUCUCAAACCUCACCUGCCCUAGCCCCGCAACCUCCUUCUAUAAUUCCACCCUCUCCUCUCAACUAGACAUCAUGGCACCUCCUACAUUUAAAUGCAGCAGGGGCCCCCAACAACAACCUUGGGACACCAAGCUGACUCGAUACCUCAAAAAAUGCUCCAGAAUUGCUGACCGCUGUUGGAGAAAAUCUCACCAUGCAUUUGACUUUCUCCACUAUAAAUGUAUGCUGCGCUCAUGCAGCUUGGCUCUUUCCUUUGCAAAAGUAAAUUACUUCAAUACGCUCAUUACCACACUCUCCUGCGGAUCCAAAUGACUAUUUCUUUUUUUUUUUCAGCCAAAUGACUAUUUCACACAUUUAACUCUCUUCUUCACCCUAUUGUUCCUCCUCCACCUACUAACUUGACCACCUCAGAAUUUGCAGCUCACUUAACUGACAAGAUCUCUACAAUCAGGGAAGAGAUCUCUCAUCUUUCUUUUUCCCCUUACAAUACUUCCCCUGACCACCUGCUCUGCUCCAGUCCUCCCGCCCCACCACCUGCUCCCUAGAUCCAAUUCCCUCACAUCUCAUCCGUACUCUGUCUUCUUCUCUUUCUCCACCUCUCACUAAAAUUCUCUAUCUCUCUCUCUCUCAUGCCAUAUUUCGAUUGCCCUUCAAACAUGCAACUGUAACCCCAAUUCUAAUGAAGCCCAACUUUGACCCUAACUCCCCGUCCAACUACCGUCCUAUUUUGCAUCCAAUAUCCUUGAAAGAGUUGUAUGCAAGAUUGACAGACUUCCUUGAGUCUAACUCUCUGCUACACCCGCUUCAGUCUGGUUUCUGCGCUAAGCACUCUGUGAAAACGGCACUGACCAAAGUAUCCAAUGAUCUACUCGCUGCAAAAUCUCAUGGUCACUACUCCAUCCUAAUUCUCUUUGACCUCUUUGCGGCUUUUGACACUGUUGAUCAUCAACAGCUUCUUCUCAUCCUCUGCAAUAUUGGUCUACAAGAUAGUGCUCUCUCCUGAUGCUCCUCCUACCUCUCCCAGUGCUCACACUAACACAAACAUAUACAACACCCAGUGUAACACUCAUAGGAAGAAACAUAUAUAUACUUCCCAGUAGUCACUUUCAGUAGUUAAAACAUGGCAUCUCCCAUAGAAUCUAAAAUAAACAAAUGUAACCAAAAAAAAGAGAAAUUUAGCCAAUCUAGAUAAAGAAAUUAAUGAAAUUCAACAAAAACUUAUAGGGGGCUGUACGGAGAUUGAAAGCUCAUUAAAGGAUGUUAACGAACAGGUAGAAAAAGUAGUGUUGUUGUGGGUUCACAUUCAGGUAUUUUUGGAAUCUAAUACCCCGUGCAUUGACAAGUGGUCAUAUGAAUAUAUGUUUGUAUUUGUAUUCACUUAGGGGCAACGGGCAUAGAAGAUCGUCUUCAGGAUGGAGUACCAGAUACCAUUGCUGCCUUAAGAGAAGCUGGCAUAAACAUUUGGGUGCUGACUGGAGAUAAACAGGAAACUGCAAUUAACAUUGCAUAUUCAUGUCAACUAUUAGACCAAAGUGAUACCGUGUUUACAAUCAAUACCGAGAGCAAGGUUUGUUAA
Molecule: messenger RNA, 53455 nt
Organism: Pelobates cultripes (western spadefoot toad)
Lineage: Eukaryota; Metazoa; Chordata; Amphibia; Anura; Pelobatidae
Source: the annotation of a GenBank genome assembly